ACAGAACGGGGGUCAAGCAGUUGAGGAAAGGGCGCCCUUGAAGCGAGGGUCCUGAGAAAAAAGUGGGGAGCGGGGGAGAUUAGGACCAACCAACCUAUGACGCAGGGGGAGACACAGGGGCAGCGUGAUGCCCAUGUAGAUAUCCCCCCCCCCGCGCGCGCCUUGUUUCUGAUUUCAAUUCCCCCUCACCUUUUCCUCCCUGGCAGGGAGCCAUUCUGGGGUCCGCCUCAGGUGCCCAAAUAUAUUGGGCCGGCCCUGAGGGGCGAGCAAAGUAAGGCGGCGGGAUUGUCCUCCUCAGCGCUAGCCUACCUUUUUGUGUGUGGCCCGUUUCCAAAGCCAUUCACCUCCCCCGUUUCUAAAAACUUCUGGACCACACGGCGACUUCCAGCUGUUGCCCGUUGGGCGGUGCGCUCGCUUUUUUAUAUAUAUAUUUAAAAAGCACACGGCUAAAAAGGAGGGUCACGUUGCAAAAGAAACGGGGCUUUUGGAAUCGGAGCCCCUGGAGAGCCGGAAGCCCUGGGAAGUGGGGCCGCCCGGCGCGCACCUCUCCCUCUGCUUCCCCGCGGCGGAGGGGGCUGGAGCAAAGGGUGCUUGGGCCGGUGACGCGCCAUUGCCGCCGCCGCCGCCGCUGCCUGGCUCUCUGGCUCCCUCCCUUUCCCCCCGCGUGGCCUUCCUGUGCUGCCUUGCGGGGGCGGCCCCGCCUGCAGCUGCUGCUGCUGCGCGGAACUCGCCUGCGAGAAGAAGGCAAGGCGUGGAGAGGAGAGGAGAGACGCGGCGCGCUUUCUGCGGGGCUCGCUCGGGGACUCCCCUGCCUCCUGCUUGCCGCCGCGAUGUUGGGGGUGGCGGCCGGCGUGACGAACAGGUAAGCCGCCGCUGACAGCCCGCGAGCGAGCGCUUUCCCCAUUCAUUAAUGCAAAAGGCUGGGGGGCUCCGUGCGCCGCCCUCCCCAGUCUCCUUCCCGCUCUGCCUCCUCUCCCCGAGCAACUUCCCCGCAGGCGGGCAAAAGGCAUCCCCGCGGGCAGGAUGAGCCCGCCGCGCCCUCCUGCAGCAGCAGCGGCGGCGGCGUCGAGAGCGGGACUGUGCGCUCUCUCCAGAGGGCGCGCCGAGGUUGCGGUGGCGGCGGGCUGGCGGGCGCGAUUUAAGGGACGGGAACUGGUCGGGGGGGGAGGGGGAGCCACGCGGGAAGAGAUGCGGGGUGGGGUGGAGAAGAGGGGCUGCCUGGGAAAGAAGCCGCCUGGACUCCAGCGCAUCUGGAAGGGAGCAGAGAAGAGAGUUCUGUUUUGUUUCUGGGCGCAAGGGAUCAUGGAGGAAUGGCGGGAUGUUGCAAACCGGGGCUGGCAGGACUUUUCCGCGCCGCGGUUGCAGGCGAGUCGAGGUGGGGGGGGAGGGGGACCCUUUUGCAUUCGAAGAAGGAGCCUCCCGUCGGUCACACGGGGACUUUCUAAAGUUGAAAAGCAGUGAAUAAGGAGUUCGGUUAAGGUAGCCUUAUCCUGGGAAGUUAGGCGAGGCGUUUCUGGGCUUGUUCUCCCCUCUCCCAAUUCUGCACGGAUUGCAAGGCGACAUCAUUGAAGGCAGCCUUGCAAGCAACUCCCUUAAAACAAGGACUAGCCUGCAGAACUUUUUAUCUGCUCACCUAAGCUGGGUGAUGAUGGUUGGCUUCUCAAGUGAUUAGACUUGGAGCAAAGGAAGAAAGGAGGACAUCUGACAUGAGGACAUUCCAUCACAGACCUUCAGAUUAGGGUUGGUGAACAACUGCACACUCAUAUCUUAUCUUGGUGCUUUACCUUAAAUUAUACAUAUAUUUUUCCAAAUGUGACACUGAAAGAAGAAGUCCCAACUGCUUGAAGGGUGCCUCAAAUAGUGUGCACCUCCCUCAUAGAUAAUCUACUUCCAAUAUUUUUAUUUUAUUUAUUACAUUUAUAUGUCACCCAUCCUGCCAAAUUUCAUUGGGUGUUUAUCUAGACAAUAAAAUACAAGUAAUAAGUCACAAACAGCCAAAAAGACCAGAAAAAAUGGACAUAAACUUCCCCUGCUUUCUGGUUAGUGUAGAGGCAGUUCCUUUUCAGGCAAGUGACUAUUUACAAGCCUGUUUUUCUGCAUGUUGCUGCUAAGAAGUGGAGAGUUUCACAAAGGGCUUUCUUGUGGAACUGUGGCAUCUAUUCCUUGAAAUGUUCUGAAACAAGUGGGGUGUGUUGGAACUUGUGGGAAAGUUCAUGGCUCGGUUGCUCUUUAAAAUAAGGUCACCCUCACCCAGCAGACAGAGACUUCUGACAAUCCGCUGCUUCACAUUUUGUGUAGCACUCAUGUUUGCUGUGGGCACACUGUCAGAAACAUGGGUGCUCCCUGCUGCAAAUGUACAACUUGUUAAUGCCCACUGUAUGUUCUUAAAACAUUUGUAUGUCGUGGCCUAAUCAGGUCUCCUAAGCACCUGGUACUCAGGUUGUCUUGUCUUAAUAGUUUUCCAUCGUGAAAGUGUGUAUGACCUGUCUCCCUUUCCUCACGAAGUUUACACUUCUGGAAGAAUCUGAAAGGAUUGCAUACUUUGUGCAUUUCUGGAUUCCAAAGUUCCCAGGAUCCUAAGUAACAGCAUUUCCUCUUCUGCAGAUGUCAUCUGGUCAGGAUACUUUCCCAUAACAUCUGUUCCUGCAGAUAAUAAUAAUAACCACAGCUGCUUGUGGUGCAUGAAGAAACUCUAGACUGCAUGGAUAGGGUGUGAAAAGUAGCCUAAAGUUUUCAGUUCCCACUUUUGCCAUUGCCCUGCACACAUGCUCCGGGAUUAACACACUAACUGGGUUGUUGCUGGUACAGAUUACUACAAAUUGCAUUCUGUCUUGGUUCUGGCCUUCAGGGCAUAAUCCAAGAUUCUAAUUCUUGGAUCCUACCAAAUUCUAAACAGCUUUGGCCUCCUCCUCUAGGGGCCAUAAUCAGGGACACCAGUAAGUUUUAAAAGAUUGGGGAAUCAGUCCAUAAACACAUAUAUACGUAAUAUUUGCAUGUGCAAAUAUCUACCUAUAGAUGCAGAGUUAAAUGUCAAAGGAGGCAAGCCAAUCAAGUUCCAAUCCAAAUCAGUACGGUUCAGUUCUUAAAUUAGUUUGCAACCUACCGCAGAUCAGCCCAAAUCAGUAACCUUCCAUUGAAACCCUCAGUUCAUUUCCUAACAGAUCUUACUCCAAAUCAGUUGUCCUUCAGUUAUCCCCAUUCAUUACUCUUCAGAUAUAGUUACCUUAAAUUAACUUAUACCUUCAAAUUAAUAUCCUAUCAGUAAUCCCAAUUCAACUUCCCUCAAUUACAUUUCACUCAAAUACAUUAUGCUAACUAUAUUGUCAGAUGAUCCUUUUCCUGUUGCUUGCUGAGGUUGAAAUCAAACUGUGUGGCAAAGGAAUGCCCUUCAAAGCACCAGUGAUCAGCUGAUGCUUUGGUCAUAUGAAGCCCCUUGAAAAGUGCUCUUCAAGACCCAGUGACCAUCUGACACAUUAACCCCUUGCUCUUGUAAUGCUGCGUGGUUCAGGUGCAUAACAGGGAGUGGAGGAGACGGGUGGGGAGUAUGCAAUUCCAUAGUCUUCUCUUGAUCUCUUAGCUGGUCAAAAUAUUGCCCUUGUUAUUUUGGUAAUAGCCUACUGAAUGGGAGAUGCUGACUCCAGGGGCAAUAAUCUCAGUUUUAGUAACCCCAGAAGCUUGCUGCUGUGGAAUCAGAACAUUUUCUGAAAGGAGAAAGACAGGAUCUUCCCAAAUAUUGUCCUUGGGAAAUAUUGGUGGACUAACUUGGUUCAUUUUCAGAGUGUGAAUGACCACUGAAUUUGGUAUUGGCAAGACAUUUCCAUCCUAGUCAAAUUGCUUACUCUGGACGUGCAAGCUUGUUUCAUUGCUGGAAGGAUCAGUUACUCCUGCUAUUGCAUAGCACAUCUACCAUAGCAAUUUUUUUUGCUCUGAAUGAUCUGUUGGUGACUGAUCCAACAUCUUGGAUGUGCCAGGAUGAGUCAGCUAGAUUGCUUUUUGGUCUUCUAACAUAGGGAGCUGCCUCGGAUUCACAUAAUUGUAGAGUUGGAAGGGACCACGAGGAUCAUCUAGCUGCCCAAACUCCUACAACACAGGAAUCUUUUGCCCAACGUGGGGCUUGAACACACAACCUGAAGAGUCUCAUGAUGUACCAACUGAACUAUCCUAGCUAUCUUAGUCACCUUAUAUGGAGUCACACCAUUGGUCCAUCUUGCUCAAUGUUGUCAGUACUGACUGUCAGCUGCUCUCCAGGGUUUCGGACAGCAGGCUCUCCCAGACCCCUUACCUGGAGAUGUUGAGCAUUGAAUCUGGGGGCCUUCUGCAUGCAAGUAGAUGCUUUAUAUUACUAAUCUGUAGUCACAUCCCUGUAAUUCCUGGUGGAAUUGCAUUUCUCCAAGUGUGAGUACAAUGGUUCUAUACCGGCGCUGUGUAAGCAUUCCUAUAAAGUGAUAAUAGUAAAGGUUAAUGAACCAGAGCCUGGGACACAGUGAUUCAUUCAUACUCUCCAGCAGCUUGGGCCAGCAUUCUAAAUUGCAUCCUUCACUACUGGUAGAAGCUUGCUUUCUUGUGAGGAGAAAAAUCUGGCGUACGGGUACUAUGCACAUGUUUCGAAUGUGAAUUGGUUUGUUUAGAAAUCGCUGUCCCUUGAACUGUCCAGUCAAGUCCAGACUUACCGUAUUUUUCGCUCUAGAAGACGCACCAGACCACAAGACGCACCUAGUUUUUGGAGGAGGAAAACAAGAAAAAAUAUUCUGAAUCUCAGAAGCCAGAACAGCAAGAGGGAUCGCUGCACAGCGAAAGCAGAGAUCCCUCUUGCUGUUCUGGCUUCUGGGAUAGUUGCACAGCCUGCAUUCACUCCAUAAGACACACACACAUUUCCCCUUACUUUUUAGGAGGGAAGAAGUGAGUCUUAUAGAGCAAAAAAUACGGUACUUCUGUUUCUCUCCCUUUAAAGUUAGAUUGACUCAUAUGGGGGUGGGGAGAGAGACUGUAGCACAAACCUAUAGGAGUUCUGUGGCCCAAUAAGCUAAACGCACUAGCUUUGUGUGGCUCACCUGGUAAAGCAGGGGUGGGUAAACCGAUUUCAGCCACAGGGCCACAUUGCCCUCUGGGCAGCCUUACAGGGGCCACAUGCCAGGUCCAAGGGCAAAAGUGGGUGAAUUGUAUCUUUGUACAGGAGGCGAGUUUCUACGCAAAGUCACAUGCCCCUCGGCACAGUGGGUCAGUACAUCUUGCUGUUAACCAGAAGGUUGGUGGUUCAAGCCCAACCAGGGAUGCCUGUGGGCAGGAUUCCUGCAUUGCAGGGGGUUGGUCUAGAUGACCCCUGAGGUACCUCCCAACCCUACAGUUCCUCUGUGAUUCUAAGUCAUAUUCUGUCUGUAGAAUUUCAGAGGAUGAGCUUCACUUGUGCAGACCGGUUACGUGUGAUGUGUUCAGAAUCCUGUGCAAAAACGUUCUUUGGUAAACACUCAGAACAGGCUAUAAUAAAGAUAUCUCAAAGAAAGGAGACUGCGUGCCGCCUUGUCUAACAUGCAGUCAACAGGAAUUGCAUGUAAGCUUGCCAGUAGCCAAGCCUUUCGCCUCAGUUCUUUGUCGGUUGUUUGUUUCACUUGAAUUGAAAGUUGGGGGCAGCAUAGGAUGCCUCAAAGUGUUCAGCCAGCUUCAAUCCACCAGGGUCAUGUUGGGACCGUGAGAAUGAACGUGAAUUCCUUGUCACUGAUGUUGGAACUAAACAUUUAUCCCCCACUCCCCUCCCCAAUUGGAGAACAGGCCAGUCCUCAUGAAUACAGUGGUUGUGAAUUCAGGCAAUGUGAACUCAAUGAGUGGGAGAGCUGUUGUCCAUUUACUGGAAAAAAUAGAAGCUGUGAUUUUAUUUUAUUUUGAAGAAUGGAACUAGGAAUAUCUCCUAAGGAAUUGCCUUCGCAGAGCUGUAGUUCCUGGCCAGUUCAGAUGGCAACACCUGAAAGUUGGCCGUUCAGUGUUUGGAUAUGAGAUGAUAUGGCCAAUUUACAUGGUAAUUUACCUGAGUGGGUGGCAUCUGAAGCCGCUGUCACAACUUUGGCUACCCUGGCCCCGAGGCAACAUGCAGACCUUUAAAUAUAGUACAGUGGUACCUUGGGUUAAGUACUUAAUUCGUUCCGGAGGUCUGUACUUAACCUGAAACUGUUAUUAACCUGAAGCAUCACUUUAGCUAAUGAGGCCUCCUGCUGCCGCCACGCUGCCGGAGCACGAUUUCUGUUCUCAUCCUGAAGCAAAGUUCUUAAUCAGAGAUACUAUUUCUGGGUUAGUGGAGUCUGUAACCUGAAGCGUAUGUAACCCGAGGUAUCACUGUAUACAGUUCUCCUAUCUGAAUCAGUGCAUAUAGGGUGAAGGCAAGAAGAUAACUGUCAGGGCAGGACGAGCACGGGUGCAGGAGAGAGAGGUGUAAUCCCAGGACAGCAGGAGAGAUGACAAUGCAAAGAUGAGUCUAGCGACAGAGGAUUCCAGAGGCCGUGUCAGGCCCCAGGGACGUGUCAGCAGGGCAGGUCCAAAGGCUGGGCUCGAGCCCGCAGGGGUGUGCGCGAGAGGACCGAGGAGGGGUUAAGGAGUUGGUGGGCGGUCAAAUGUGGCGGAGGGCCGAGAGGGCCAGUCCGCCCGCAGGGCAGUCUGUUCCAAGUCAGGAGGGGCGAACCAGCGGGCAGAAAGACCCAGGAAAAAAAAAGGGGACAGCAAGCCUAUGAAUUCAGAGGGGAUGUCCUGCAGGCGGGGGAUGAGAAUGACAAACCUUAUAUGAGAGACAGGCGUUGGUCUUUUGUGAGCUGAGACUUGAGGCAGCCCUGACAAUAACAUUCCAAAAUAAUGAGUUCUAUAGAAUCUUCAUGAAUAACACAUAUAUUGCAAUUUUCCUGUCAUAGCUUAAACACUCAUGUGUCAUCGUCCCCUGCCCUCAAUGGAUCUUGUCUGUUUUUAUGAAUUACAGUCAUACCUUGGAUCCCGAACGCCUUGCGAGUCAAACGUUUUGACUCCCGAACGCCGCAAACCUGGAAGUGAGUGUUCCAGUUUGCGAACAUUCUUUGGAAGUCGAAUGUCUGACGCAGCUUCCGAUUGGCUUCAGGAGCUUCCUGCAGCCAAUUGGAAGCUGCGCCUUGGUUUCCGAACAUUUUGGAAGUCAAACGGACUUCCGGAACGGAUUCUGUUCGACUUCCGAGGUACCACUGUACUUUGAUUAGACUCUAAACUUACAUGUUUUUGAUCUGUUAUCAUUGAGAUAUUUAUACAUGAACAGCUGUUUUCUGGUGAUUGCAAUUCUCAAAAGUACGUUUGGUAGGGAAGAUACCAGAUAGUAUUUGUCUAGUACCUUUCCUAGGCAUGGAGAACCUUAACACUGAUUCAGAUGUUGAUUAUUGACGAAGUAAGAAUCCCCUUGGCAGUGAACCAAGUCAGUUAAUAAUGUUUGUGGGAGAGCAUAUUUGAAUGCAUCUUCAUGAAUGGGUGACGUUAGCACAUCAAAGGAGAAAGCUGGACCGAAAGCUUUUCUACUUUGAUGGCCCAAGUUCAUACACACAAAGAGAUUUUAAUGUGCAGUGCCUUCACACUUGCAAUCCUAACAUGCGUGUUGGAGAUGGUGAAGUCCGAUGCCCAUGUUUUAUUGCUCGCUCCCUGGAACCGGCUGUUGCUUAAAACCUUCCCUGCAAAAAGACCAUUGCACUUUUCUUAAAUGCAGUGUUACUACAUUGCCUAAUUGGAAGGAUGAAAUAUGGAGUCUCAGUCAGAAACUCUAACCCUGGGACGUCCCAAAAUCGAAAAAUCUAGAAUUGUAAGUCAAAUAGAAAGGCUAGCUCAUCGUUGCUGAGUUGUGGUAUGCGGCACUGGAGAAUAGGUAAAUAAUGGAUUUGAGGUUAGACGUAGCCGAAAGGAAGCCAGUAAUAAAACAGUCUAAUUGGUAACACAUGGUACCCACAUACUUGAGAGUUUUCCAGUUCUGAUGCACAGCUAUAUUGGACCUAUAGUAGAUAAUUGAGACUCCGUUUUCCUCAGUAUGGAAGAUCUCUAAGCAUUUCGUAUGGAUCUAUUGCGUAGUAAAUAUAUGAAGAAUUGCUGUGCCUCAGCCAAUAUAGCUAUUGCGUUGGAAAGACACCAGAGUAAGAGAAACUUCCCGAGCAGCUGAGAAGGAUAUUCCUGCAUGUUAGAAGAGCAAAUAUUAACACUGAAGUCUUGUUGAUAGUUAGCUGCAGCCACUCUUGUUUUAAAUGAUGAAGUGGAAGUUCUUUAUUUUGGGCUUGAAAAAGGAUUUGUGAGUAGUGAAGCGUUAGCUAAGAUUGGAUCUCUGCAACCUGGCAUUUGCAGAGGAAUUUGUUUUAAAACAGCACUUUCAUUCUUUAUGUGCUUGUGCUUCGUUUCUUGAUUACCUCAUGCUUGUCUGGUUUACACCAUUUAUGGUGACUAUUGGAAAGCGGUUGCAAGACUUGUUUGCAGCCUACUGAUGGGUGUGUGUGUGUGUGUUUUGCACACAGCUGGUGGGCAGAGACUGUAUGCGCUCAUCCCUUGUUAGUCUUGCUUUUUCUCUCUUUGCUGCGUCCCUGACUGAUGAUCUCUGGAUUGUAAAUUCCUUGGGGCAGGGAUCUACCUCCCUCAUGUAAGUUGAAAAUAGCAUUGCCAAUGGCCAAAUGAAUGGGAUGUUCCCAUACUGCAUUCCCAGCUUGUUGGAAGUCAGUUUGGGGAAAGGGGAGAGAAAUAGAUUCGGCCUUUAUGUCUGUAAGACCAGACUUGCCACUUGCUUGCAACAACAGUUUAGCUAUACAGUCAGUGGCGUAGCGUGUGUUGUCAGCACCCGGGGCAAGGCAAGUAAUUUGCGCCCCCUAACCCGUGGAUUUGCGCACCCUAACCCUAACCCCCAGAUGUUGCGCCCGGUGCGGCCGGGCCCCCCUGCACCCCCCACGCUACGCCACUGUAUACAGUGGUACCUUGGUUUAAGUACUUAAUUCGUUCCGGAGGUCCGUUCUUAACCUGAAACUGUUCUUAACCUGAAGCACCACUUUAGCUAAUGGGGCCUCCUGCUGCCGCCACGCUGCCAGAGCAUGAUUUCUGUUCUCAUCCUGAAGCAAAGUUCUUAAGCCGAGGUAAUAUUUCUGCGUUAGCGGAGUCUGUAACCUGAAGCAUAUGUAACCUGAGGUACGUAACCUGAGGUACCACUGUACGCAGGAAUACAAUGUUACCUCCAUUUUAAUUGAAUUGUACUUGCACAAGGGUGUUGGGGAGAUCAAUAUAUUGUUGUUACCACUCAGAAGAUGGAUAAACAUUGUGGCUGAGAGCUUCCCCUUCGUGUUUGUGGUGCUCUUGGGAACACUUUUGCCAUUUACGCAGACACAUUACCAUACACUUAAAGCUAAGCUGAGAUCCGGGAAGAACAGUACUUUGUUCAAGGCUCAAGCUGCAUGGUGAUGUUUUUCUAAGAUGCUUUUAAAAUUUUUAUUUCUGUUAGGCUUACCCGCGCCCCCCCCCCCCCAUGAGCUCUAAAGUUUGUAGAGUAUAUUGUCAGAAGAGUGCUGAGUACUGUGCUGAGAAAAUGUUGCCGAGAAACCUCCUUGUUUAACUCAUGUUAAACAGUUUGUGAUUUUAGUGCCAAUCUGUAGAGUUGGAACAAUUCACUCCAGCAUAUUUGCCUCCUGUAUUCAAGAUUUAACUGUGUACAGUACUCGGAUGCACUUAAUCUGUGUUCAGGACCGUCUCCAGGAUCCUUUUUACCAGUUUGUUAAGUGAGAAACCUGGUUAGUUUUAACCGGACCACAGCUAAUGUAAGAACUGAUGUGCUGCCUAACUGUAGCUAAGGCAGAAACAGCGAAUUCACUCCAGGAAGGGGACAGACUGUGGGGAGGACACAGACAAAUCCAGUGGCUUACUUCCGGUUUCUUAUUCAGAAUUAAGAGAUUAGCCACUGUGUUCCUGUGCUGGCCAUUACAGUAAUGGAUCAAUAGGUUGUGGGGUUUUUUUGGUGCUAUAGCCUUUUAAGAAAAUGCAAAUUGUUCUUAAGAUAUAUUGAAAAGCUAGGUAGCCAUAAAGAACUUCCUUUUGAAAAUUUAACUCGGUGUUCAUGAGUCGCUGUGCAAAACUUGUUGCUUUCUAGUCCGCUGCAAUUCCUCCUAUCGCCCAAACACGCAGCAACAAAACAGGAACUUCUUAGCUGCAGGCCUUGCUCAUUUUCAGCUCUUAAACCUCAUGCAAAUAGUUGAUGUGGCAGCAUCUCAGCAUGGCGUGGCUUGUGACUAAUGGGGGCGAGGUGAUGGUGGACCUCUUGCAGACUUCCUUUUGGAAGUAGAUAUGUCAUCUGCUAGGGUGGUGCUAGUUGCUAUGGGUCUUCAGUGUUUUUAUGUUUUAAAAGGGGAAGUACAAGAAACAUUCUCUGCCCUAGAACCCAUUAGUGCAGGAAUGAGUUAUGCUUACUUAGUGAUAAGAGAUACCUUCUGCACUCACAGAGGCAAUAUCUUUUUGUUAUUGCUUAACCUGUUUCACAGCCGAAGUGGUAGCCCUUUGUCAAGACUAUACCACUUCAGCCUGCUUGAAUGCUUCUCCGUGUAACAAGAAUUGCACACAGCGAAAGCUAAGCUAGAGCUCUUCUUCCUGACACCUAGUUUUCUCUGGAAGAUUUUCCAUUUUUGAAUGUGCGCUCAGUCAAUGUGAACUCUUGCCUGAAGUGGUAUGUCCCAGAUACAUCUUCACCUUGAUGAAAACCAAGCUGGAGAGGGGUUUGUGGAAUAUGCCUAGGCUUAAGAACUACAGUGGUACCUCGGGUUACAUACACUUCAGGUUACAGACUCCGCUAACCCAGAAAUAGUACCUUGGGUUAAGAACUUUGCUUCAGGAUGAGAACAGAAAUCGUGCUCCAGCGGCGCGGUGGCAGCAGAAGGCCCCAUUAGCUAAAGUGGUGUUUCAGGUUAAGAACAGUUUCAGGUUAAGAACUGACCUCCAGAACGAAUUAAGUACUUAACCCGAGGUACCACUGUACAGAGUUUGCAGCACAAGGAGCUGGAAACUGUAUUUUUUGAUCUCCUGAUCUCCAAAAUGGUUUUUGCCACCGGUGUGGUAUCAGUUGCUGCUUAACUCUACUUUUAUUGGAGACAUUCUGUCUUCUGACUCUGUGAGUAAAGCUGUUUCAUAUUUAAAUAUAAGGAUUCUAAGAACAUGUUGUCUUUCUCCACCCUCUUCAUUCAAGAAUUCCUUCCAUUGCUACUGUCCAGGGGCUGUUGCUAAUACAAUGCCAAAAAGAAGGGAGCAACAAAAUAGGACCACGCCUUCCUUUUUCUGUUGGUUGUUCUUAAGUAUUCCUCUUCAGCAAAUUCCAGAGUGGGUGUUCCCUUCAGGAAUGGGAUUUUUUUCUUCCAGUACUAGAAGCGAUUUUUACACAGUGCCAACAGCCCUGGCUGCCUUCUGAAACAGAUUGCUGUCCUGAAAGUGAUCAUGGGCUACGCUAGUAGGAGCAAACAGACUCAUGGCUGACUGGCUUUAAUUUCCAAAUUCCAGACUAUGUGAUAAUGAUAGAAACAGAUUUUGUUUGCUGCUGCUAUUCGGCGUCAGGUGUGGGUGUCAGGUGCUUCUCUUUUAAAACAAAUAAAUCACAUGAAGCCAUCUGGCAUUGUAGUUUUUGCACAAGGCUCCCCAGAAUGAAUUGCUGUGAAAAUUCUAAUUCUUGGCCUUUUGUGACAGCAUCAUUCCACAGAAAGUGGACCUCUCAGGAGCUUUUGGGAUGAAGCUCAGAGUUGCUAGUAAGCUUAGCCUCAUUGCAUGCACACCCUGCAAGCAGACAAGAUACCCUCACGCAUCUGAGCAAAGAGCCUAACACUCAUGUUCUCAUCUUGCAUUGUUGCAGGACAGUGGGGUUUCAAUGAACCUAAGUUUUCAUUUCAUCCAUUUAUCUUGGGCCUGCACAAUGUACCAGCCCUCCAGCAAAAUAUGGCAGCCCACCAGGGUCUUUCCUGUUCAUACUGUCUGCCUAGGGCUGCAAAGAGCAGCUGGUAUAAUAUCAUAAUACUCUAGUGGUUUGCAUUUGACUUGGCAGGUUGCAAGUCUGCAGGCCUGAUUUAUCUGUCUGCAGCUCAUCUUAAGGAUUAUCUCUUUGGAAAACACUUUGCAAUUCUUCCAGAUGUCUUCAUAGCCCUUCUCCAUUGCCCAGAGGUGCCACGUCACUUUGAAACAAGUCAUCUUUUGAUUUUGACAAAAAGAAUGUUAGUUUGCAUGACGAAGCUGGGAAAGGUAGUUUUGGCUUAAGUAUCCCUUCAGGGAUGCGGGUGGCGCUGUGGGUUAAAACACAGAGCCUAGGACUUGCCGACCAGAAGGUCGGUGGUUCGAAUCCCUGCGAUGAGUGAGCUCCUGUUGCUCGGUCCCUGCUUCUGCCAACCUAGCAGUUCGAAAGCACAUCAAAGUGCAAGUAGAUAAAUAGGUAGCACUCCGGCGGGAAGGUAAACUGCGUUUCUGUAUGCUGCUCUGGUUUGCCAGAAGUUGCUUAGUCAUGCUGGCUACAUGACCCAGAAGCUGUACGCCAACUCCCUCGGCCAAUAAAGCGAGAUGAGCACCGCAACCCCAGAGUCGGCCACGACUGGACCUAAUGGUCAGGACUCCCUUUACCUUUACCUUAACCUUUAUCCCUUCAUCACUCCCCUUUUUUAGAAACAGAUGCUGACAGCUCCUUCUCUUCAUCUCCCAACCAGGAAAGUUGCUAUGCAGAGCGUCAGACUACUUUACUGCUUUUAGGCGAAUGUGCACUGUCAGUUAGAUAGAAUUUGAAAGAAAUCCAAGCUACCAAAUUGCUGUUUGGGUUACUGCCAUGUUUUUUUUAAUCUCUACCUGCCUAUCUUGGAAGUACAAAGACAAACUGACCGCAAAAGAGGUGGUAUCUGCUUAGGAGGUUAACCACUGUAAAACAUUUCUUGCAUUUUUGUAGCAGCUGCUGAAGAUGUCUCCUGCAUCUAUGCCCAUUUCAAAUCUGUUUGGUAAUUCCCUUCCUUUUCAAGCUUUAUCCUGUUCUCUUUCUUUUGAUCGGUUGCUUUGUUGUUCAUAUUUUUGCUACUUGGUGGCAGUGCAGGCCUCAGCUUUGGAAAGCUUUCGUGAUUUCUCUUGCUGGAGCUCAUGGCUGAAGAGUGCAGAAGGAAUUGGUCCUCUACAUUGAUAUUUGCAGUGUUGUGUAAUGCAGCAUUAUAAAGGAUAUUCUUUCCAAAACCAUAUUUUAAUGGAGACACAGUAGGUAGGAACUUGAAUGGUUUUAGGGUUUUCUUGAAAGGUUGAUUAAGGUUACAGAACGAUCUAGUGGAUGCUGCAAAGACACCAUGAGAGACCUUGCCUUUUGUACAUGGUGUUUUCAUAUAUUAAAUAUUUAAAAUCUAUAACUGUACGACUUGUAUAACAGGUGUGUGGGGUGUGUGUGGAGAAGUGGCCUAGGAGGAAAUGUGGCCUCCAAAGCUAAUUCCCUACCCAAACUUCUUUUAAAUUGUGACUGAUCUUGAGCUGGGGGAUUGGGCCAGUGUUCCCCAAGCUUGGGUUUCCAGCUGUUUUCAGACUACAAUUCCCAUCAUCCCUGACCACUGGUCUUGCUAGCUAGGGAUGAUGGGGGUUGUAGUCCAAAAAUAGCUGGAGACCCAAGUUAGGGAAACACUACUCUAGACCCAGUUUUGAUUCUCAAGGACCCAACGUUGAAGGGAAACAAGGGGCAAAUGUUUUGCUUUUCUUUAGCCUCCCAGCCCUAGUAAACGCCCCCGUAUAUCCUGCAACCUGCCCUCCUUGCAAUUUGAGGCUCUACACCUAACACACCCAUUUUACGAUCAGAAGAAGUGAUGUACUACCAGAUGUCAUUGCAGGUAGUGUAAUCAUAUUGCAUCUUUAAAAAAAAAUUAACAUUGUUGUCCAUGUGCUUUCAUAGGAGCAAUGCUGCUUCCUUUCCACUGACAUGAUCACACUCUACUGCUAUAACACGGUUCUGUCCACCAACUAGUUAACAAAUAACACAGCGCUAGGUUGUAUGUAGGCAUUUCAACAGUGUGUAUGAGACUCUGGUGACAUACCAUUGACCUUAUAGCUUCCUAGGCACCCUGUGUGAUGCUGGGGCAAGACAUUUCUUCCAACUUAAUCUUCCUCUCUUGGGUACUUAUGCAACUCCAGCUCAAGUCAAUACUUCUUGCAUAAGAUUUCGUAUUUCUGAAAUCACUGCAUUUCUCAUCAUUUGGGUUUCUUCUCUGUACAUUAUAAACACAAUUCAUUCCAAACCCUGAAAUAGUCUAGCAUGUAAUCUUGAUUAAUUAAUUUUAUCUACGUAAAACUGAAUAUCCUGUCCUUUCUGUUGCCUGCAUACUGCUCAGUGCUAACAACCAUUGAAAUUAGCUAUAACAUACAUACAGUACAGUGUGAUACAGGAGUGUGGAGCAGAUUGAAAACAUUGGAUAAAAACCUAUAAAUCUAUUAAAACAAUCACCUGCCCAAACAGGAAGGGUCUUGCCAUUCUACAACACACCAUAAAAGAGGAAGCCAACUUGACUUCCCAGGGUAGAGUCCCACAAUUUAGGUGCAGCUACAGGGGCAACUUUUCUCUGUUCCCUGGCAACUGAGCCUUUACCAUCGAUGAGAAACAGAGAAAGUCUUCUCCAGAUAUGGACAGGUGGUGGUCCCUAAACUAUCCUGAACCUAAGGCUUUUAGGCCUUGAAAAGGUCUUCAUCAACACCUUCAAUGAUGCCCAGAAGCAAGUUGGUACCAGUGUAACCCUUGCAGGACAGAUGUGAUAUGAUUUCAUUAGUCUUGCUCCUGCGUUCUGGAUUAGUUGUGCUUUCUGAAGUCUCUUCAAAGGUGCUGUGUUACUCUGGGGAUUUCACAGUGGCUUAAAUGAUGCUCCCAAGUACUCUCCCAGCCGGACUGACAUCAGCUUAGCUAUAACAGCAUUGUGUGCACUUGGAGCCAUUUAGGAUUUUUCAUCAUGGGCAUCUCAAUAGCUCAGAAGCAGGAUUGCAAGUUGUAACAAAUGGAGAGUGGCAGGAUCUGCACAGAGAACGCUCUCUUUAAAAGCCUUUGCCCCACCUUCUUUGUGCUUAGGGAGUUUUUCUGCCAAGCUGGCAUGUUGCUGGCAUGGCUGUUCUGCUGUUAUGAUACCACACUGCUACUUGGGUGGGAACUUCAGGGAAAUUGCAUGUUUGGCUCAAGAAAACCACCAGCCUGUCAUUGCCUUCCUAUGCGCCUGGAGUCCCAAAAACACUCUUAUGCAUUUUGUGGAUUGGAGUAAAUGUGGUUGUAUUUUCUGCUUGGAUUUAUGAUUGCAUAAAGAGUCAGAAGUGUGCAAAUAAAACCUUUCUCCCAUGCUUUUAUUUUUUAUUUUUUGGUAGUAUUGGUAGUUAAAUGCUAUGUUCACAGAGAGAGAAAUGCUUUGCGGAUUAUCUUUCCUGUAGUAAUUAACUUUGCUUUCCUAUUUGCAAUUAGCUUUCAGUGCACAGGAAACGGCUUCCCAUAAAGGGAUAAAAAGGGGGGGGAAACUGAUGUGGAAAUGCAUUUGUUAGGAAUAUUAGAAUAAAUGGGUGUGAUUAAGGAUGAAAUAUGUUAUAGCCCAAAGGAACGGCAUGACUAAGAGAGCAUUUACUCAUAUUAAAGAACUAAAUCUAUUUUGUUUUGACAUUGUAAAGUGAGAAAGGUUUGGGUAGCAGCAGUAUAAUAGAAGCAAGUUUUCAAGAAUAAUUGAGUCAUACUGUGAAGUUAUAGUUGCUCAUUCCAAAUCUGUUAUGGGCAGACGGCUUUGGAUUCGUCUCUUUUCCAUAGAAAAUAACCCUUUACCAGCACGGUGGCGUUUUAAAAAGGAGAUUACUAAGGUUUACAGCCCGCAAAAGAACUCUUCAUUUCUAAGUUAAAACCAAUUGAUUGAUUGAUUAAAUCUCACAUAACACUUUUGUCCUACAAAAUAGUUCUGCACAAAUGGUUAUUUGGGAGAGAAUUUCUGGCUUUAUAGGGAUGCGGGCUGCGCUGUGGAUUAAACCACUGAGCCUCUUGGGCUUGCCGAUCAGAAGGUCAGCAGUUCGAAUCCCCGUGACGGGGUGAGCUCCCGUUGCUCGGUCCCUGCUCCUGCCAACCUAAGCAGUUCAAAAGCACGUCAAAGUGCAAGUAGAUAAAUAGGUACCACUCUGGCGGCAUUUCUGUGCGCUGCUCUGGUUCGCCAGAAAGUGGAUUAGUCAUGCUGGCCACAUGACCCAGAAGCUGUCUGCGGACAAACACCGGCUCCUAUAGAGUGAGAUGAGCGCCGCAACCCCAGAGUCGUCCACGACUGGAUCUAACGGUCAGGGGUCCCUUUACCUUUUCCUUUUCUGACUUUAUAGAUGUAUAAGGCAAGGAAAGUGUUCCUUGUUUCCUUUUUUUGGUGGUAUAUUGUAUGAAGCCACUUCUUCUGUAAAUACUAGGCAGGUAAACAGAGUGAAGACUGACUCUUGAUAACAAAAUAUUGUUAUGCACAGGAUGCAAUCAGGGUAACUUUGUCAGAGCUACAGGUAUAACUUUGCACAGAAAAAAGGCUGACUCCUGGGCUACAUCAUUUGACACCUCAAUGUCUACCAUAUACCUUACCUGAUGGCAGUGGUGGACAGUUGAGAAGCUGCCAAAUCCUAAGACUGGACCUUCAGAGACCGCAUCUCUUGAGUUCUAGGCUCUCGCAAAUCCUUUUAACUGCAAUAUCCCCAUAGGAAACGGGGCAGUCCUAAAAUCACAGAAUUGCAAAGUUGGAUGGGGUCCUGAAGGUCAUCUAGUCCAAUUUCCUGCAAUGCAGGAAUCUCACCUAAAGCAUCCAUGACAGAUGACCAUCCAGCCUCCACUUAAAAACCAUCUUCCAAGGGAGGCCAUUCCACUGCUGAACAGCUCUUGCCACCAGAAAGUCCUUGCUGAUGUUUAGAAGGAGGCUGGGCGUCCAACUGAGUGCAGUGUGGCUUCAGCGGCCAGCUCCUCCUGAGUGCAAGAGAGGAGGAGCCGCCAGACAUGCUGGGCCCUAUGCUCAGCCUCUUCCUGAUGACACACAUGUGCUGCAUGCAUGACAUCCCAUGCGUUUGACAGCUGCAUGAUGUCACGCGCAUGUCACACAUGUCAAACCGCACUAACUGCCAGAAAGCUCUCCCUGAUGUUUAGCGGCUCCCCGUUUGUGGAAUACUCUCCUAGGGAGCUUCCCUUGGUGCCUUCAUUAUAUAUACAGUGGUACCUCAGGUUAAGUUCCGGAGGUCCGUUCUUAACCUGAAACUGUUCUUAACCUGAAGCACCAUUUUAGCUAAUGGGGCCUCCUGCUGCCGCCGCGCCGCUGGAGCACGAUUUCUAUUCUCAUCCUGAAGCAAAGUUCUUCACCUGAAGCACUAUUUCUGGGUUAGCGGAGUCUGUAACCUGAAGUGUAUAUAACCCAAGGUACCACUGUAUUUUAGGUGCCAGGCGAAAAUGUUCCUCUUCCACUAGGCCUUGGGCUGAUUCAUAUCCUAUAGCUUUUCAAUCAUGUCUGUGAGUGAGGUGUGGGGGUGUGUUAUUGUUUCGUUGUUUUGAUUUAACGAUUUGCUUGUGUUUUAUUCUGCGAACCACCCUGCGAGGAAGGGAAGAAUAUAAAAUAAAUAAAUGCUCAGAAUCUCCUUUCUUGUUCUAAGUUUGUGAGAAUGGAGAGCAUCCCAUGCUAUACCUCAGCUGUAAGGUCUCUCCCCUACCCUGACAGAGGCUGCGAGAGGCUUUGAUGGCCCAGAUAUUAGCCAGAGCUGCAGUGAAGCAGCUUCAGGAGCAGUAGUCGGGAGAUAAAGAAAUGGGAAAAGUGUAGGCUGCCAAGCUAGUGGGAAGAGCGUUGGACUAGGAGGCUGUGUCUCUGGGCUCUGGGAGUCCAGCCAGGAAGCCUUUGGGCACAAGGAAGGAAAGCCUCUAGUGAACCAACUAAUCUGCUCUUGGCAUGACAGUAAGGAAAAGGGGCAAAGAGGAUUAUUAUUGUCUUCCAUAAGGUGAAGCUUUUUAAGGUUUAAUGUUUUUAUAAAUGCUGGAAGCCGCCCAGAGUGGCUGGGGCAACCCAGCCGGAUAGGCAGGGUACAGAUAAUAAAUUGUUGUUGUUGCUGCUGCUGCUGUUGUUAUUAUAUAAUCUUGGAUGGGGAAGAAUUAGGACUAGGAGAGAGGGAGCACUUUGCCAAUGCUGCAAACCCAUCUGUGGGGGACAAAGUAUUCCAGUGAAGUUAACCCCUCCCCUCCCCUGCUGUUGCCCUGACAAAAAUCACCCUCCUGCAGCUGCUGUUGGCCCUGGGAGGGAAACCCCCAUUUGUGCCAGUGGACACUUCCAUUAGCAGGGAGGUUGGGAUCUGUGGUUUUGGUCAUGUCUGUGGUGGAGGAGGAAGGGGUUAACUUGUUGUAUUGGGUCCCUUCAUUCCCCCUUUAACUGGGUAAAUAAAUGCCCUCAUUUCUGUCAUUAGGAAAAGUAGGGAUUCUGCAAAGUGUUGUUCUAAUGAGAGGCUUCCUUUUUAUUUAGAAAGAGAAACUGCGCAAAAUUGAGAGGGGGUAGGUGAGUGUGGGUCUCUUCUUUCCAAAAACGCCACCACUCUAGAGAACAGAAAAGGAAACACUCAUUUUGUACUCCACAAAUGAAUUGUUUCUUAUUAUGAAAUCUUAAAAGUGGCAAAAUGGGUAUGACAGAGCUGGGGAGAAGGAGUUUAACAUCAAACUAUAUAAACCACACACUAUAUAAAGCUCCCAGUUUUUGUAUCUUAAAUAAAACUUGCUAGAAAAUUCAGUGCAUUUUAAACUUCCUAUUGAAUGCUGAAAAGAAGUGAUGCUGUCUGUGGUGGGAUAAUGCCAGUAAUCCUAGACUGGCAACACUUUGCAUUUCUGCUAUGAUUCUGUCAGUGACUUCAAUGGUUUUCUUAAAAAAUUGCUUCUGGAAAGAUGAUGGUGACGUAAUUUAAUUUUGCUUUGUUAUAUAGGUGUCUAGACUUCCAGUUGAGUAUGUGUCUGUUGAGCAAACGUGCUUUGCCUUAAGGCAUGCACGUAUUAUUGUUCUUAAAAUAGGUUGAUCAGCUGGGAAAAAAAUAUGACAAGCUACAUCUGCUGAAAUCCCCUUUCUCCCCAUGUUGGAGCUCUUGCGUAAUUUGGCCACACUACCUUAAAGAAGGGACGCGGGUGGCGCUGUGGGUUAAACCAUAGAGCCUAGGGCUUGCCGAUCGGAAGGUCGGAGGUUCGAAUCCCCAUGACGGGAUGAGUUUCUGUUGCUCAGUCCCAGCUCCUGUCAACCUAGCAGUUCGAAAGCACGUCAAGUGCAAGUUGAUAAAUAGGUACCGCUCCAGCAGGAAGAUAAACGGCGUUUCCAUGCGCUGCUCUGGUUUGCCAGAAGCGGCUUAAUCAUGCUGGCUACAUGACCCGGAAGCUGUACACCGCCUCCCUCGGCCAAUAAAGUGAGAUGAGCUCCUCAACCCCAGAGUCGGUCACGACUGGACCUAAUGGUCAGGGGUCCCUUUACCUUUACAUUUACCUUAAAGAACUGCAAGGCAAAAAUAAAAAAGGGACCCAGAUUUGAGAAUCAGAUUAUUAGAUAGCAUGAUCUUAAGCAUGUAAAUUUAGAAGUAAGCCCCAUUCAGUGAGAUUUACACCCAGGCAAGUGUGUUUAAGAUUGCAAACUAAAUUUCUGAAAUAGUAUAAAGGCAACAGAUAUUAUAGACCUCUGGUUCCAUCUGCUGGAGAGAGAAGUGCUAGCAAGAAGUAAUAGGUUUUCCUUGUUUUGAUGUAGAGAUCUGCUGCCCCGUUUGACCCCAGAGAAGCUCAUUUCUACUCACACAUAACAAUUUCCUACACAGAUACCAUUCCCAAGAAAGCCAAGUGUAACCCCAGGCCCAGCAUCAGAAUUUGGCACCGCUGGGCAGCUGGUUAUGGCUUGAACAUGUUCUGAAUAAGUCAUGAGCGAUACCUUAUUUCUGACCUGAACAAAAUAGGAUUCAGCAAAAGAAUGGAACAUACAAACUGCCUGGAAAUUGCCACUUUCCAGGGAUGGCAAUUAAAAAGGGGAAAUUGAGCCUGACCAGACUUUAGCAAUGAGGCAAAUAUGAUAUGCAUUCUUCACAACAGACUCUUUGUAACAGACAGAUUCUGCAACCUUUCGAAUUGUUAAGGCAGAACAGGAAGAUGGUUUCAGGUGCCGCUCAUCAUUACGGAAUAUACAAUGUAUAUCUGUUAUGAUAUGCAUUUAGCGUUUACGACACACAUGUUAUACUUAUUGACAGAUAUUACAAACUAGCAUGACAGAUCACUAUUCAUUAUGCUUCCUUCCCAUUUAGCAAGGUUAUAAUCUUAAAAUUCCCAGGCCUAUAGAAGAAAUGCUAAUUCUGAGCCACAUGCAGAGCUUGGCUAUUCAACAAAUGCGUAUACAGUGGUACCUCAGGUUAAGUACUUAAUUCGUUCCGGAGGUCUGUUCUUAACAUGAAACUGUUCUUAACCUGAAGCAUCACUUUAGCUAAUGGGGCCUCCUGCUGCUGCCGCUGCGCGAUUUAUGUUCUCAUCCUGAAGCAAAGUUCUUAACCCGAGGUAAUAUUUCUGGGUUAGCAGAGUCUGUAACCUGAAGCAUAUGUAACCUGAGGUACCACUGUAGUUGCAGUCAAUGCAGGUAGUGUCUUAAUCAAUUAGCAUUUAAUUCAUUCUAUACAGUUUGAAAUAGGGACGCGGGUGGCGCUGUGGGUAAAACCUCAGCGCCUAGGACUUGCCGAUCGCAUGGUCGGCGGUUCGAAUCCCAGCGGCGGGGCGAGCUCCCGUCAUUCGGUCCCAGCUCCUGCCCGCCUAGCAGUUCGAAAGCACAAUUAAGUGCAAGUAGAUAAAUAGGUACCACUUUCUAGCGGGAAGGUAAACGGCGUUCCGUGUGCUGCUCGGGUGCCGGUUCGCCGGAGCAGCUUCGUCACGCUAGCCACGUGACCCGGAAGUGUCUGCAGACAGCGCUGGCUCCCGGCCUCUAGAGCGAGAUGAGCGCACAACCCUAGAGUCUGUCAAGACUGGCCUGUACGGGCAGGGGUACCUUUAUCUUUACCUUUAUACAGUUUGAUGUCUAGAUUCUUGUAAGAACUUACAAAGCUGAGGCUAUUAUUUAUCUCAUUGCUCUUUGUAUUUUGUAAGGCUAGUCAGCUUUAAUUUACAUUUGCAUCUUUUGAAAGCAUUAAUAGUAUUUUCCCUUUAGACUAGAACUAAAAGGUGAUACAGGAAGUAUGUCUCCGAACAUAAUGCUUUUUGAAUGUAUGAGUCCUUUGUUCUAUCCUCUACAUUUGCAAAACUGCAAAUAAGCGAUCUAGAGCUUUGUGCCUCAUAACACAGUUUCAAAGGGAAUUUAGACAUAUACGCUGGAAGUAGGUAAGAUUUCUAAGUUCUUGUAGACUUCAGCCAUGUUUCUGAAUGCAGCUGGUUCAUUACGAAAUACCAAGGCUUUAAUCUGCCUCAGAGAGCUUUUGUUGAUAUAUGAUGAACAGAUAGCAUUCGUGUGGCAUGGAGUUAACUAGGCCAUGAUCUGAGGAACACAUAUUAUGCUUGUUGAUUCACCAGACCUUAGGAUGCCAUCAGAGACCUGUGACAUUCUCAGUCAGGUCUGUUUCCGUUGCAUUCCUUUUCAUAGCUUCUGCUGUGAUGGCACCCAGUGGUAGGAUUGUGGAAGCUACAGUAAAAGUAGAUCUAUCUGGCAUCACAGAUUAUUUUACCUGUACCUGUGGAAAGACAGCGUUGUUGCAGCAAUGCCUUACCAUACCUCCAGGGUGAUUCUCACUUUCCCUUUCAUUCUUGGGUGUGCGUACCUCGGUAGUACAAAAUAUUCAAAUAUAUUGGGAGGGGAAAUCUGUGUUAGAAUUGGUCACGGAUCUCUUUUAGAAACUCAGGAGUAACAUCUGAGAAAGGAUCGGGCCAUUGCUUCCAAGGGAAGCUUUUAAAAGGGAGGGGUGCCUUUCACAUCAUCAGGGAUGCCUGAAUUUUAUUUUUUACGUAAAGUAAGAAUUGGCCCUUGCCUAUCUUGCCAGACAUGUGGCUUUCUCCCAAGGUUCUGCUUAUUCAAUAGUACAAAUCUUUUUCCUGUUGACCUCUGAGCCCUAUCUGCUCAUCAUCUGCAUGUGUUUAUGGGCUGUAAAAGAUGCUAUAUUUCAUAACAAAGAGGCAGUUCUCUAGUAGGGCAAUCCUUAUAACCUACAUACUCAGAGCUCUUCAGCAAAUGUGCAGAAGAUAGCACAGACUGAAAUUCCUCAGGCUGAAAUGUACAGUGGUACCUCGGGUUAAGUACUUAAUUCAUUCCGGAGGUCUGUUCUUAACCUGACACUGUUCUUAACCUGAAGCACCACUUUAGCUAAUGGGGCCUCCCGCUACUGCCGCGCCGCCGGAGCACGAUUUCUGUUCUCAUCCUGAAGCAAAGUUCUUAACCCGAGGUACUAUUUCUGGCUUAGCGGAGUCUGUAACCUGAAGCGUAUGUAACCCGAGGUACCACUGUAUAUUGUAGUGGUAGUAGCGGAGCUUUGCCAAGCAUCCCCCGCCAGGCACAUCAUGGCACCCAAAUGAGACACACGAUGUCAGGAGUGCGUGCAGGAGCCAGGCCAUGUGACCAGUAGGGCUUCGCAGGACUGGGGCCUUCCUGAGUUUGUUCUGGGGAGGCAAGGCACGGCCGCACUGGUGAGGCCGCACGGUAACUCACUGCACCUGCUGGCAAGAGCCAGGAAGGGAUAUAAAGUCAGCAUUUCCUUUCGGCUCUUCGUCACAGCAACUUGUUUCCUGCCUUGCUGCAUUUGGCUUCUUGCGUCCUGAUCCUCGGACCUCGGGUUCUUGACUCCUUGCUUCUCAGGACCCUUGACUUCGUGACUCCCUGCUUCCUGACCCUCAGGCCCCUGGCUUCUGGACUCUCGUUCCUGCUCCCACCCCACCAUCUUGCCCCCGGUCCCGACUUCCUCAGCCGGGACUUCGACCUCCUGUAAACCAGAAUGUGACACAUGAACUUGCCACAUCCUUUGUGUGUCUAAAACUCCACCGCCACACCAGUUUGCAUCUUCAGCACAGCUCUUGCAAAUGCCACUGUGAAUGGCUUAAAAGUGUUUCAGCAGUACAGCGCUCCAAAAGAGUGUUAAAAUUAAGCAAAUAAUUUUGAUUCAAGUGGUGGCUAACUAUGUGGCCUCACCCUUCUCUGGGUGAUAAGGACAGGAAUUCAUGUCCUUAAGGCAAAGAAAAUUUCCUGCAUAGGUUGAGUAAGAGGACUAUGCCUUUACCGACAAGAAAUAUGCUAGCGCAGCCAAGCAUAUAAUUGAGGGAUGGUGUUGCGAAAUACGGCUCUUUCCAGUUCUCAGAACAAUGUUUUGACAGACUCCUGUUAUAAGGAAAAGAGACACGAGUGAGAGCCCAUGUUUCGCUGCAUAAGGCCCCGCUGCAGAAGAAACAAGCUGCUUUUUCAUUUGAGUGGUGGCUUGUCUCUUCAGCAGAGGGAACUCCUGAGGUGAAAACCACAAGUUGCUAGAGUUCUCCUUUGGGUUCUGCUUCAGGCUAUGCUGUGUUCUGGUCUGAUGCUGGAACUCCCAAGGUUGGACCUCUGGCAUCUCUUGAGUGAGCAAGUAGCUUAAACAAAAGCAGGCACAGCUGUUUAAUGCAUCUGUGUCCAAGGUAAUGCCUCCAGGUCCCUCUCCUUUGAGAAAACUUGGGGAGUUCUUUUCCAACCACCGCAGGCGAAGUGGGCCUGGGCCCCACAGUCCACUCCUUGGCCCAGACCCAAUUCCUUUGCAGCCUCCGAUUCUGUAUCCAGAUCCCUGCUGGAUUCAGGCGUCAUGACAGGCUGUGGAUUAUGGGAAUUGUAGUUCAGCAACAUCUGCAGGGCUAAAGGUUUCCCACACCUGCCUUAAGCCAACAUAGCAAUGCCAAUAUGCCCUGUGCAAGCUGCUUGAUUCAUGCAUUUUUGGCAAAGAGAUAUUCUGAGGCAGAGUUGAGGCAGCCGGACUUUGUACUGUCUUACCAGGCUAAAUAUUUGCCCUUUUCUGUCUCAUACCGCAAAACCAGUCUCGGAAAGCUUGACUUUGUUAGUCUACAUAAUCAGCACUGUGAUCCUUGAACUUCUUACCGUUUAUUCCACUGGCUUUAAGGGUGACUCCAAAGCAAAUGGCUUGAAGGCUUCCACCUAUGAAGCUUUGCAGAACUUGCUCCAGACAGGGUGGGUAAAAAUUAGUAAUAAAUAAGAUUUAACGGCACUGGUGCCAUAGUUGCCUUGCAGUGUAAGUUUAUCUUCAUUUUCCUUGAAACCACAAAGUUUUUUAGUGUCAUUGUGAAGCAACAUCCUGUCUUUCCUGCCUGCUUCUGUUGAAACAAUUAGAAUGGGGCUGGCUUAUGAAGUUUAGGCACAACAGAACUUUGUAUUUUAAAGGAAUAGGCUUCUUUUAAUAGGCAGCAUGUUCGUAAAAUUGCGUCUUAUGAAUUAUGUGGGGAAUGCAACCAAAGUAAGGCUGCUUUUAGUCUUGCUGAUAUCAAAAGUGAAAAGCAUAUCCCAUGAAAACUAAUAGGAUUAUAUGAUUUUUUUUAAAGCUGCAUCAUGCCCAAAGAUUUUAAAAGUAGUGAGUGUUUUCAUUGAGGGACUGUUCAAGUCCCUAUUUAAUUUAUAUUCAGUUAACUUUGUUAUUCUGCGUGUAGAAGAGCAAUGCAAUUCAAAAAGCAAGCUUUUUAACUAAUUUAACAAAUAAACACAUUCCCUCUUCCUCCACCUAAAAAAAACCCCAAACCCUUUAAAGCACCUCAUAAUCUUAAAUUUUAAAAAUGACAUUUCUGCUGUGAAAUCCAGCAGAAGCAUUAUCUAUGAAGGACCUUACAGAGGAGUGUCACUAUAAUUGUUGUGUUUUGGUGUUGCCAACAUGGUCCUAUGCUUGCAGUAGUGCCUAUGGGGACUUUCCCUGAUGCCUCAAGUGCUUCCCAGCCAUUGCUGCCUUUUUCAUGACUGUUGCUACCCUCUCUCCCCCUCUCCUUGAAAAGAACACAGAGCUGGAAGAGGAAGUGGGAAGACUGUUGCUCUUUUCCAUAUCCUCUUUCAGCUCUGUGGUUUUCAAGACUCAUAUCUGCACCUGAGCAGAAAGCAGAAUAACCAAGAGUGGAGAAAAGGAGGGAGGGAGAGAGGGAGACUAAAGGAAGGAAAACAGAGUCACUGGGGAGAGAGAGAUAAGAGGGGAAGAAACUGAUGGAUCCUUCUGAAUUGUCAUAAUUCUUACAAGGGAUCCCUUCAAAACCACCAUCAAACUACAGUGGUACCUUGGGUUACAUACACUUCAGGUUACAUACACUUCAGGUUACAGACUCCGCUAACCCAGAAAUAUUACCUCGGGUUAAGAACUUUGCUUCAGGAUGAGAACAGAAAUCGUGCUCUGGCGGCGCAGCAGCAGCAGGAGGCCCCAUUAGCUAAAGUGGUGCUUCAGGUUAAGAACAGUUUCAGGUUAAGAACGGACCUCCAGAACGAAUUAAGUACUUAACCCGAGGUACCACUGUAUAGGUCAUAUAUUUGAUGCAUAACCACCAGCUCUCACCUGUAGAAAGUUGUCUUUGGGAUCUUCUCAUAAUGAAAUAUCUGAUAGAAAAUAGCCUUGUGGAUGUUGGUUUCCUCCACUUGGUCAGUUUCAAGAAUUAGGCUUGAUGGGAUAUUCUGAGGAGUGGACUAAAAAAAAAGAAGAAUGCUGCCUCACUCAGCUGCAAUGCAUAGUCAAAGGAAAUGUGCCCCCUUCACUGCAGAAGAUGUAGGGGACUUAAGAUAUGAGAACAUCCACCGAGACCUACGUUUGGGGCUUCUGGGUCACAUGUGGCUUCAGUGGAGCUGACCUUGGCUCCCCCUGCCUUUGGGGCUUUGGUUCCUUCUGCCAUAUUACAGAAGCCUCCACCACUUCAGGUCCAGGGGGACCUUUUGUCACUGUUCAUUUCACGGAACAACAUCUAUAUCCUUCAAGGAACUUAGGGUGGCUGCUGUACAUGAAGUUCUUAUGUACAAGAUGUGGAUCUCCAAGCAAGACUAUGAAGAAGGAGGCAAACGUUUCCGAGCACAAUUCACAGUGUUGGCGCUGACCUUUAAAGCCCUAAACAGCCUCGGCCCAGUAUACCCGAAGGAGCGUUUCCACCCCCAUCGUUCAGCCCAGAUGCUGAGGUCCAGUGCCAAGGGCCUUCUGGUGGUUCCCUCCCUGCGAGAAGUGAGGUUAAAGGGAACCAGGCAAAGGGCCUUCUCAGUAGUGGCGCCCACCCUGUGGAACACACUCCCAUCAGAUGUCAAGGAAAUAAACAACUAUCUGACUUUUAGCAGACAUCUGAAGGCAGCCCUGUUUAAUGUUUUUAAUGGUUGAUGGUUUAUCGUGUUUUUAAUAUUCUGUUGGGAGCCACCCAGAGUGGCUGGGGAAACCCAGUCAGAUGGGUGGGAUAUAAUAAAUUUUAUUAUUAUUAUUAUUAUUAUUAUUAUUAUUAUUAUUGAAAGGAAAUGCCCAUAAAACCCUGUGAUAAAAAAAUAUUGCUGCCUUCCCCAGCACUUCUAAUAAUUGGAUAGCUUUGGCACCAAAAGUUUUGUGUUGCUUUUGUAGGAAAUGAAGACAUUUUUGUGCAUUCUGCAAUUUCCAUUUGGUGUCUUUUAAAAUAUAAUUUUGGUUGGUGGGGGAGGUUUUUUAGUGUGUAGAGAGAAAGAAAAGGCCCAUUUUUGUGGAGGAGAAGGCUUUCCUUUGUUCUGGACACAGGGUUUGAAACUAAAGUUUGAAACGUUUCCAAUACUACAAUAGACGUAUUUUGCAUCUUUCUUUUAAGUAAAGAAGCUUUCGAUGCAUAUCCACGUUAAAAAAAUAAUAGGAAGUGGUUUGUCAAGUCAUGCUGCCUUUUAUCACCACUGCCAGUAAUGACCACAGAGAAGCUGUGGAACACAGAAUAUUCGGCACAAAACUAUAUGUGGCAUUGGUCCAGUUGACAGGUCUUGUGCUGCUGGCAGAGCGACAGCGUGAGUAUUGUCGCAUUUUAUUUCUUUCUUUUCAUUCAGGGGUGCCAUCAGUUUGCGUGCAAACUCUGUACUUGUAAGCUAAAUCUUCUUUCAGUUUGCAUGCCUGGCGUGUCGUUUAAUAAUUUCAGAAAUAACCGUCAAUGAGGCUACACAGGCACACAGUUCUAGACAGAAGUGAGACUAGUUGAAUAAUGUCCCAUUUGAGAGACUUGCUGCCGUUAAGCCCUUUGGGGACUGGAAAGGGAGCUGUUCAACUGCUUUUGUUGGAUCUUGUGUCGCUUAGGAAUAUUAUUCAGUUUGCAGGAUAGCUUGGGGGGUUGGGAUUACUUGGGCUGCCCAUAGGCCAUCACUUCUGAAAAGCAAUGGUAUUUACAUCCCCUUCCACACCAUGCUGGCCAUGGGCUUCCAUUCAGCCAGUGGUGUGUUGAUAACUACAAAUGCAGUUGGGAGGUAGAGGAACAGAGGAUGCUGUUAGGGUAGCAUUAAUUCUUGCGUACAGUGGUACCUCAGGUUAAGAACUUAAUUCGUUCUGGAGGUCCGUUCUUAACCUUAAACUGUUCUUAACCUGAGGUAUCACUUUAGCUAAUGGGGUCUCCCGCUGCCGACGCGCGGUUUCUGUUCUCAUCCUGAGGUAAAGUUCUUAACCUGAGGUACUAUUUCUGGGUUAGCAGAGUCUGUAACAUGAAGUCUCUGUAACCUGAAGCGUCUGUAACCCGAGGUCCCACUGUACAGCCCUUUCUAGUCCCGCACAAGUUUAUUCAGUUUCAAUAACAAGGGAAACUAAAACUGGCUGUUUUUCACAGAGCGGGGAUUGGGGAAGUAUCUAUGCACUUCUUUUCGGUGUAGUUCCUUUUUUUUAAGGGCUCCAUGCACAGAUAUAUGGACACAUGCUUUUCUCCCCCAUGUACUUCUGAAGUUUUUUUAAUUAUUAUUUUUUUAAAACCAUAUUCAAAACUACACCAGGCAUUGGGGAUGUGCUACCUACCCUGGGCAUGUGAGUCAUUGUCCACUCUAGGCCUCUGAAUCAUGCCAUAUAUGCAUGAUUAUUUCAGCAGCGUGGUUUGUUUCUUUUAGGAAGCCAGUUUUGGCUUUUCUCUAGUACUGCUUGAAAUAAUCUUGUGCCCACAGAUAUGUGUGUUUAAGUCACUGUAACUUCGGUGGAACUUUUAGUGUAAGUUUAGUGUAAUUUCCUUGUGACUUUGAGGACACAGCAGAUUCAGGUUAGUAGGGACUUGCCGCUAAGAUAAAUUCUCACAGGCAGCAGCUUGUGAAGCAAAAGAAAGUCCUUUCCCAGAGCAAUUGCAAAAGGGCAUAAAUUAAACCGGUUUGGCUUUUCCAUGCUGUUGAAAAUAACUUUCUUCCACCCUUGCCUCUGUGUUACCAUUUUAAUCCUUUUUCGCUAGGCAGUUGUUGCUUACAGUGACUUUUUCAAACAAACCACACGUCUACAUUUUUCAUCUAUUGCAAGAAUGGUGUUGUCCUUGCUUGUGAAUAUUUUAUAAAACUUGUUUUAGGUCUUGUCCUAAGUUGAUUAGUAAGGAACAGAGCCCUACCAAACAGACAAUUUUGGGUUUCCAAGGGCUCCUCCACUGCUGCCCUCUACUUUGGAUUUACAGCUGAGUCCUUUUGACUUUCCUGCUAUAAUAAUAAUAAUAUAAUAAUAAUAAUUUAUUAUUUGUACCCCGCCCAUCUGGCUGGGCUUCCCCAGCCACUCUGGGCGGCUUCCCAAAAAAAUAUUAAAAUACUGUAAUGCAUCAAACGUUAAAAGCUUCCCUAAACAGGGCUGCCUUCAGAUGUCUUCUAAAGGUCUGGUAGUUGUUGUUCUCUUUGACAUCUGGUGGGAGGGCAUUCCACAGGGAGGGUGCCACUACCGAGAAGGCCCUCUGCCUGGUUCCCUGUAACUUGGCUUCUCACAGUGAGGGAAAUGCCAGAAGGCCCACGGUGCUGGACCUCAGUGUCCGGGUAGAACGAUGGGGGUGGAGACGCUCCUUCAGAUAUACUGGACUGAGGCCGUUUAGGGCUUUAAAGGUCAGCACCAACACUUUGAAUUGUGCUCGGAAACAUACUGGGAGCCAGUGUAGGUCUUUCAAGACCGGUGUUAAUGGUCUCGGCAGCCGCUCCCAGUCACCAGUCUAGCUGCCACAUUCUGGAUUAGUUGUAGUUUCCGGGUCACCUUCAAAGGUAGCCCCACGUAGAGCGCAUAACCUUCCCAGGCCUCUCAUCUGUCCUAGGAAGAAUCGCUCCCCGUUUCACCCCAAACUUACCCCAAGGGGGGGCAGAAUAUUGUUCACAUUAAACAAAAUAGACCAGUCUUUCCCUCAAAUUUACUCUUGGGGAGAUGAGUAAACGUAGACCAACAAAGCAGCCUCUCUUCCCCUCCGUACUGCAAACUUAAAUAAUUAGAACAAUGCAAAAAGUCUCCCUUUGUUAGUGCAGGAGCAUUUUGGAUCAGGGAUGAGAACCUGUGGCCACCUAGAAAAUGUGGCGGGACUGCAACUCCCCCCAGCAUGCCCAAUGGUCAAGGAUGAUGGGAGAUUAAUUUGUUUCAUCUCUACUGUGUUGUUCUUGCUUGUAUAUGUUAAACUUGUUUUUUUAUAAUUGUAUAUAAACUCUUUUUCUUGUUUUUAUUUUGUUUAUGCAAAUAUUUAUAAACUACUUUCAUUAAAAAAAAUACAGCAAGGAGGUGUGUACUUCACAUAAAAUUGCACUAAGUGCAAUAAAAAUGGUCUGGUUAUAUUGCUGCCACCCUUCCUGGGACCUUAAAGUGGGCAAGAUAUCUUAUAGAUAGCUAUUAAUUUAUAAAUGUAUCUUAUCUGUCCCUGGCAAGGCUUGCAUGCAGAUCUAUGCUAGAAAGAAAGCAAGUUUUAAUGGGAGGAGGGAAAUGGCAAGCUUACAUCUUCCCUCAUUCCCUGGUACAGUGGUACCUUGGGUUAAGUACUUAAUUUGUUCCGAGGUCCGUACUUAACCUGAAACUGUUCUUAACCUGAAGCACCACUUUAGCUAAUGGGGCCUCCUGCUGCUGCUGCGCCGCCGGAGCACGAUUUCUGUUCUCAUCCUGAAGCAAAGUUCUUAAUCAGAGAUACUAUUUCUGGGUUAGUGGAGUCUGUAACCUGAAGCGUAUGUAACCCGAGGUACCACUGUAUACAGAAAUAGUAGUUCUGUGAGCGAGUGAAUCUCUUAGUCUGUAUUCCUACCUCCUCAACCUGUCAGAGUUAAAAUUAAGGUUGUCUAAUACUAAACAACGUUAUAUUUAUAAAAAUAGCAGUAGAAAUAGGGAAGGCCUCUGCUGGCCAGUUCCUAAAUAUACACAUGGAAUAAACCUGUAUUCAGAGAUGACCAACAUUCAAGGUUUUAUACAGGCUGGUGAGAAUAAGAAAGGAAGCAAAUCAGACUAAUGUGUUGAAUAACCAGAGGAUACAGCAUAUACAACGUUGACACAGAAAGACAGCACAUUAGGCACUCUAUCAGCAGAGGGAGAUGUUGCAAAACCAAUUGCCUGAUAGGUAACAGUAUGAGCUUUUAUUGCAAGUAAAAAAAACACACAAAACCUGGAUGGGCUGGUGUCAGCAUCUGUGUCCAGCCUUUAUGCCAGGGGUCAGCAAAGCUUUUCAGCAGGGGGCUGAUCCACUGUCCCUCAGACCUUUUUUGGGGGGGGCGGACUAUAUUGGGGGGGGGAAUGAACGAAUUCCUAUGCCCCACAAAUAACCCAGAGAUGCAUUUUAAAUAAAAGGACACAUUCUACUCAUGUAAAAACACGCUGAUUCCCGGACCCAAGGCGAUUGGGCCAGAUCCGGCCCCUGGGCCUUCGUUUGCCUACCCAUGCUUUAUGCAGUGGUAAAAUCCUAUUCAGUUAUAGUUCUAGCAUAGAAGUCACAUGGGAGAAUUUAUGUGCACUGCUUUAUAAGGGAAGUAGAAUUUCCAGUAGUCUUUUGGCAAACAUGGGUUUUUGAACCACGCAUGGGAGAGGAAGUCAUAUGAGAGGAUGAUUUGGGGUGGGGAAAUGGUUCCAUUUCACCACACCCUACAGACAUCUCUGCUCUAAAUUCCCCUCUCUCACCACGCCCUGCUCUAUAUUUCUCUUUCCAAAAGAGACUGGGUUAAAUAAAAGAAAACACCACACACACUAUGCCAGGGCAUUAUAACAUAUGUUAGAGUAUAACAUGCAGUUAGUCUGUUAGUCUACAACUGUAAGGAAGAAAUACAGCAGCUUGAAAUGAGAAAUCUCCAAUAUGAGAACCAAAUUUAGCUAAUCUUUGUUUUAAAACCUUUUGCUGAUUGUGUUUUGUGUUUUAUUAGUAAUUAUCUAUACUUGUGUUUGGACCAUUCUGUGUAUUUUUGCUUUUUAAAAAAUUGAUAAUGAUAUUGUGUAUGCUGCUUGGAGAGUUUUAUUAUUAAGCAGUCUAUAAAUCUUUUUAAAAAUAAAUUCCUACGUUACGUGGAGGGAAAGUCCCUGUUUACAGCCAGGAUAGUGUCCUAAUACAGCAGUUGACAUGCAAGGGUGGAAAUAUAUCUCUAUUGUGUAUUCUCUAACUGUCCUGAAUAUGAGAGCCAGAUAAGGACAAAAGCUUGGGUCUUUCAGAUUAGGCUACGCUGGAACAUACAGUCGUACCUUGGUUGUCAAACACCCUGGAACUCAGACGUCUUGGCUCCCGAACGAUCGAAAACUGGAAGUGACUGUUCCGGUUUUCAAACGUUCUUUUGGAAGCCGAACGUCUGACGGGGCUUCUGCAGCUUCCAGGAAGCUCCUGCAGCCAAUCAGAAGCUUCGAUUCGGAAGUCUAAUGCUUUGUAAGUCGAAUGGACUUCCGGAACGGAUUCUGUUUGACUUCCAAAGUACAAUGAAAACAAUGAUAGGGUAUUCUAUAGUUACUGUUUUCACCCUGGGUGUUUUUUUGUUUCGUUUUUUUGUUUGUUUGUUUGUUUUGCCACACACCAAUGCUGUCAUCUCUAGAGAUUUGGCUAAUGGUAGUACAGUGGUACCUCAGGUUAAGAACUUAAUUCGUUCUGGAGCUCCGCUCUUAACCUGAAACUGUUCUUAACCUGAGGUACCACUUUAGCUAAUGGGGCCUCCUGCCACCGCACAAUUUCUGUUCUCAUCCUGAAGCAAAGUUCUUAACCUGAGGUACUCUUUCUGGGUUAGCGGAGUCUGAAACCUGAAGCGUCUGUAACCUGAGGUACCACUGUAAAAUAAUUUCAACGGGACACAUUUCUUCCUUCCCAUACCCACCACAUUUGACAUAUCUGAGCCCUUCCCAAUGGUGAUUUAAUUUGGGUCAAAUGUGAGAUCGGACAAUAGAUGGAAGUUAUUAGAGGCCUCUGGGCCAAUCUUGGCCCCUGAGUUCUUUACCCAAGGUAACAAGAGGAGAGAAGGUGGACUAAGGUCUGUGUCAACUGGUCUUUCCAGUAGGCCACUUGGAGAUGUAAUCCUUGCCAGGUGUGGCACAAGAGGAGGACAGAGUGGCAGUGGCACUUCAGUGGUGGUGGGGUGAAGCUGGGGGAGCCCUGGGUUGGUGGCUGCAGCCCCUCAGGAUGCCACUGCCAACCUGUUCCUUCUCCAAUCUCAUCCUAGCAAACAUGGUACUGCCAGGAGGGUGCUGUUGCUAUUCUACUUCUCCCCUGCUUCUGCUUCUCCUUGCCUUGCUUUCUUAAAAUGUAUUCUAAGUUGUUGGGGGUUUUUUUGGGGGGGGGUUCUUUUAAGUAAUUUGACAAUUCUGUUUCAGAUUCAUCCAGUAUGAAUCAACGAGCACCUAUUUUACUACUGCAAUUUCUUGUUUACAUAUGUAUUAUUUGUAUAUUUAUAGUACCCCCCCCCCAUAGAAGGAUUGUUCUAAAAUGUGUCAGGCCUGAAAUAAAUCUUUGUUCAAGCACUGGGAGUUUCCUUCUCUUUUUUCCCUCCUACCUGCUUUCCUAGCUUUGUGGUAAAAAAAAAAAAAAUUAUUGACCACUGCAUCCUGCCAGUGCCUUUUAUUAAAAUUAUAUGCUGACGUGUGAUCAUACAAUGUUUUCUAUAAAUAGGGAAGUAGCCUACACUGACUAGAAUUUGUUUGCUGAAUCACUAUUUCCUUGGGCACAGCCAGGUGGUACAAGUUGUGUGCUUUGUUUUGUUUGUUUGUUUUGGCUUUCAGAGGGAGAGAAGUAACUCUGUUUUCUAGGUAAAAUCUCUUGAUCUUUGUUAUAACAAAUGAGUAUUCGUUCCCACCUCUUCCCUGUAUGGUAAACAAGCUGAAAGGCAUGUUCUUCUUAAAUUCAUUAACUGCCUACCAACUCUUCCCAUGUCACUCCCUUCUGCAGCUUAAGAGAUGCAGAAAUUACUCUGAGGAUAAAGGUAAAGGUACCCCUGACCGUUAGGUCCAGUUGUGGACGACUCUGGGGUUGAGGAGCUCAUCUUGCUUUACUGGCCGAGGGAACCGGCGUACAGCUUCCAGGUCAUGUGGCCAGUAUGACUAAGCCGCUUCUGGCAAACCAGAACAGCGCACGGAAACGCCGCUUACCUUCCCACCAGAGCUGUACCUAUUUAUCUACUUGCACUUUGAUGUGCUUUCAGACUGCUAGGUGGGCAGGAGCAGGGACCGAGCAACGGGAGCGCACCCCGUCACGGGGAUUCAAACCCCUAGGUUUUGUGGUUUAACCCUGUUGUAAGCACAACCCACAGCGCCACUCGCGUCCCUAUACUCUGAGGAUAGGGAAGUAUUAUUAGGAAGCCUUCUAGUUUGGCCAGAAACAGACCCAAUUUGAACCAUAAUUUUGUGUACAGGAGGGAAAUUCCUCGGACUUGCCUUGUUCUCUUUUUGGUGAUGGAGUAGGUAGCAUCAUAGUUGAGACAGAGUGACUUAAAAGGGGGAGGGGAAUGAAGAUUCUGCUUUAACUACAGGAACAUUUUGUAUCAAAAGGGGAGACCACAUGAUGCACAGACUACCAUUUUCACUUUGUUUUUGUUUACAAGAAUUAUGUUUAAGAUCUCCAAAGCGAGUCUUCACUUUUGUUGAAUGGCUCUGUCACUGGAUGCUGAGAAGCUUUUGCUUAGCUCCACAACGGAUUCUAGCUACUUAAACAUACAAUUUGAAUGCAUAGAAAAAGUGAAUGGUAGUUUGAAAAGCCACCUUUUUAUUUAUUCCAGCUUGAAGAGCCUCUUUCUGCUUGGAUGUCAAGAAAGUAACUGGGUGUUGUCAGUGGAGAUUCUACUUAGUCCCCAUUCAUGAGUCAACCUAAAAGCAGAAGGACAAGUGUUUGGGUCACCUGGAGAAAUUUCUAAGAUGGUGACAGGGAGGGGCAUUAUGUUUAGCAAAGGUGCUAGUGCAUUAUGAAUGCUGGCUAAGCCAGGGUCAUGCCCCAGUGUCUCAUAACAAGAACCCAGCUGCUUUCAUAUCUGAUUUGGUAGUUGACGCUAAGCUAGCAAGUCUUUCCCUGAAGCCAAGGAAAGCAGUCUGUUCUGGAUUAUAUUUCCUUCUGUUGAACAUUGCCCUUCUCACCUGGAUGCUAAACUUGCUGGCUGUUGCAUCCUGUACACACCAGGAUGGCUGUAAAAAACAUUUGGGCUGGCUCUGAAAAGUUCUAGCUAUACUUCUGUGUAGUGAUUGAAAUGCGCAGACGCGGAUAAUAUGUUAUCCAUGUCUAUACAUUUCAGGCACUAGGUGGAAGUUCAUUGAAAGCUGACUAGGGAAAGGACAAGUUACAUACUACUGCCAUAUAAGUGUUUCCUGAUGCCCAGAAUUUCUCACAAAUCGAGCAAGCGUUGACGAUUUUCAUCCAGGGCGAAGGAAUCUUGAUCUGUUCAUCAUGUUUAUUUUGAAACUGCUUGACAAAGUGGCCAGUCAUUUUAGUGAUUGUUUUGUAUUGCUUUUAAAUGUUUUUUGUUGGUGUGCAUUCCCCUGAUGUUUUGCGAGAGGGUGGUAUAUACUUUUAUAAACAAAAUAAGGUGGCUGAACCACUACAAGUCUGCUAAAGAUGGUUUGUACAAAAUGCUCAUUUACACAACCAGUAAUUUUUAUAAUAACACCCUCACUUCAGUCUCUGACUUGUUUACACACUUAAGAGGUGGUGAAUCCCGAGGCUGAAGUGAAAUGAAAGUCAGCAAAUCUCCCCCUAUGUAAUUAAGCGGCUAUGGAUCAUUUCUCUAUCAUUUCAGAAUAAAUGGCCAUUUAAACAAUAGCACAAUCAUCAUCUUCUGGAUAUGCAGAGGUGGGCACAAGCAAAGAACUAGCUGGGACUAUGCGCAAGAGAGCUUAAAAAUAAUGAGAUUUCCUGUCUGUGUUUACAAGGAUUGUUGGCUCAGAGAACAACCCUGACUAAAUAGCCUCAGGUCCCUAGUUUAUAUAAACAAACCAAGGGUUAAGAGGCUUAUUCACCUACAGUUAGGUGUUACAGGAAAGGAGAAGAAAACCUUUUGCAGAGAAUUACAAAGCUGCAGAAUUUAGACGUAAAGAGCAACCUAUUUAUUCAGGGUUCUAAACUGAAGAACUUACCUUGGAAGUAACUAAAUCUUCCGUAAAGAGUGGUGAUCCCUCUCCGCCUGCCGGCUCCUCAAGUGUGCAUUUAUGGCGUACAUUAUUUCAUUGUUUUAGUUUUCCAAACCAGUCUUGCUGUAUGAUAAAUAAAUCUCCCAUCAGUUGUAACUUCUGCCUGUGACUAGCUGACCUGCCCCACAGGUGAGAGACAGUCUUAUGGUUUUCUGGCUGCUAUUGAGAUGCUACAGAAGAGAAGAGCCUAUGAGACGAGAAAUUAAAGAGCAGGGGCCUAGAAAAGAAAUAGGCUGGGGCCUGAGGAGGCAGCAGGCUAAGGCAGUGGCUUUCCACCAGUGUGCUAUGGCACCCUGGGGAACCUUGAAUGAUGGCCAGGUGUGCAACACUGGCCUCUGUCCCUCUUUCCUUACCUCCCUCCUCUGAUGCCCUCUUGCGUCUCUGCUUCCCGAAGGCUUGCAUAGCUGUUCGUUGCAGCAGCCCCGGCUAUAAGCUCCGCAGGCCAAUGGUACCUCUGGGAAGCACCUCUCUUUGGGGCGAGGGUGGUGUGCAGCUCAGAGACCAGGGGCGGAAGCAGCAGCUGCCCGGAGGACCCCCAUGGGGAGUGGAAAGAAGAGGAGAGGAGGCGGAGGGAACACUCCACAAGGGAGGGUGUUCGAAAAAGGGUGAGAAGCCAUGACUGCAUAUUGAAUUUGUGGGGCGGGAACCCAAGAUGCGUGUAACUCAGCAAUAUUACUGCUACUGGUAGCGUGAUACUAUAGUACAUAUAUACUAAGGAGUAAGUCCAGUUGAUUUCACUGAGGCGUACUAUCAGAAGAGUACAGUGGUACCUCAGGUUACAUACGCUUCAGGUUACAGACUCCGCUAACCCAGAAAUAGUACCUCGGGUUAAGAACUUUGUUUCAGGAUGAGAACAGAAAUUGUGCCCCGGCAGCGCGGCAGCAGUGGGAGGCCCCAUUAGCUAAAGUGGUGCUUCAGGUUAAGAACAGUUUCAGGUUAAGAACGGACCUCUGGAAUGAAUUAAGUGCUUAACCCAAGGUACCAUGUAUAGGAUUGCACCCUAAGUCUGUGUGUGUGUGUGUGUGUGUGUGUGUGAGAGAGAGAGAGAGAGAGAGAGAGAGAGAGAGAGAGAUACAUAGAAUAGGAACUCCCCCCCCCCCCCCGGCAAGAAAAGCUACUAGCAUUUCACUUAUCUCUGAUUGGGAAAUCCUUUCCCAGUUCCAUUUAAGACUUUGUAAAUUUAGUUGUUAAAAUAAAAAAUGGGUGGAAUGGCUUUAGGAACCGUACAAAAUGUGUGGUGUUGUGGCAAAAUGAGAUUGUGCCAUGUUGAUUGUCAUCCGGAGAUUAGGCUUCAAAGAAGUUCAUGCCUGGAUCUGUUUGUGAAUUCUUCUACAAGUGCAUUGCAACCAGGAUUUUGACCUUGGAAGAAGCCGUGCUAGAUUGGGGCAGAUAUGGCUACACAAACAUCUGCUGACCUCCCUUUGGCAGCCAUUCAUGCAAACAAGCUGUAGGUUCACAUCAUGUACUUUGGAGCUAGCAAAAUACGCUCUCAUUUGCAGCAGAAAGGGUGUGUGGUAGCAUUUCUCUUCUUUGGAUUUUGUCUUAUUAGUUUUAAAUAGCAAACAUGAACCACAAACGACUCUUAUUUGAGCAAAACCUCUCUAUUUCUCCCCUUACACCCACAACUUUCAAAUGUUGCCCUAGUUUUCUCUUUAAUAGAUAUCUCCUGUGCGUUCAUUUUCUUCCUAUGACAGAAAUGGCAAUGCUGGCACGUGUACCGAUUAUGUUCUUGUAAGAGUUACUCCUGCUGAUUUCUUUAAGAACAAAACAAAACCCAACAGCCCUGCCACAUGAAUUGUUAACUGCGAGAGAGUACUAAUUGCCUCUUAAAGACCGCUAAUGAAAGAUUUUAGGAAGCUGUUGCUUACUUAUUUUUCACCUGCUGCAUGUUGAGAGAGUUAGCUGAAGCUCUCCCACUUGAAAAAUGGAAUGUUGCAUGUUUAGGCAAAUAUCAGGAUCUUCCUCUCCCCCCCCCCCCAAAUUUCUUAUUCUCCAGAUGUGCAUUCUAAGUGAGGGCUGAUUUGGAAUUUGUCUCUACUUCUUAAAGUGGGUGUGAACAUAAUCCUGCCCCUUCCAAGCAGGUGUGCAAGGACACACUGUGUAGAAAAUUGGUUCCUCAAGCACAGUGGGAGCCAUGCUUGGGCAAUACGUGGGUUUGUCAGCACACAGCAACUGGACGCAGGACAAGCACCUCUCCACAUGUUCAGUGAAUCAGCUCCACCACAUGCAAUGUUCUUAGCAGAAGCGGAUUCUUCAUGGCUGGGUUCAAGAAGUCAUAACCUACUUACUGGAGACUGAGAAAAGGGAAGGGUUGGGUGGUUUGAAGAGGCCCUUACAAUGAAUAGUGUAUUGGUUGCUGGUUAUAGUGCAGGCUGCUAUGUUCCACCUUUGGGUAAGCACACAAGGCCUCCUGUUUAACAAAGACAGUAGAGACCAGCAGUGAUGCACUCCCAGUAGCUGUGAACUUGACCUCGUAAUGAAAGGAUCCAACAAAAAGACCGUGCCUCAUCUCUUUGCAAAUUGUAUAAAAUAUGAUUCUUAAAUGCAUGUUUGUAUCAUGGGGUUGCAUUCAAUCUUCCAUGAGCUCAAAGAUUUCUGCUUGUGCAAUGGAACAUAGGGGAGGAGACGGGGGAAUUCCCAUCAUGCAAGCAUUUACCAAGAAUAAGGCUGCAAUCAUAGCCCCACUUACCUGGGAUUUAGGUAAAGGUAAAGGGACCCCUGACCAUUAGGUCCAGUCGUGGCCGACUCUGGGGUUGCGGCGCUCAUCUCACUUUAUUGGCUGAGGGAGCCGGCGUACAUGUGGCCAGCAUGACUAAGCCACUUCUGGCGGACCAGAGCAGUGCAAGGAAACACCGUUUACCUUCCCGCUGGAGCGGUACCUAUUUAUCUACUUGCACUUUGACGUGCUUUCGAACUGCUAGGUUGGCAGGAGCAGGGACCGAGCAAUGGGAGCUCACCCUGUUGCAGGGAUUCGAACCUCUGGCCUUCGGCAAGCCCUAGGCUCUGUGGUUUAACCCACAGCGCCACCCGCGUCCCUUACCUGGGAUUUACUCUUAUUUAAUUCAGUAGGAUUUCUAAAUAGGCAUAGUUGGAAUUAUUCUGGAUCAAUUCCUGUUAACCUGGAAUUAAACCUCCAUGUUCAGCCACUGUGUAUCUCUUGCGUACCAGUUGGGUAGCUAUUGGUGAUGGCUACUAGCAGUUAUGGUGGCUACGCUCUGCCUCUGUGGUGGGAGGCAGUAGUACUUCUCAGCACCCACUGCUGGAAACUGCAAGAGGGGAGAAUGCUCUUGUGUCUUGAUUCUGCUCGUUCGUUUCCCCUAGGCAUCUUGGUUGGCUACUGUGAGAACAGAAUGCAGGACUAGAUGGGCCAGUGGUCAGUUCCAGCAGACUCUUGUGUUCAUGUGAAAAAGUGGAGAGAGCAGUUGCUGUUGUGCCUUGUCCGUGGGCUUCCUAGAAACAGCUAGCUGGCCACUGGAAGGAAACCUGAUCCCGAAUUAGACAGAACUUUGCUUUGAUUCCACAGGACUACUGUUCUGUUCUUAAUGCUAUUCUUAAUGGGAUGUUCUUCACAAAGCAUAUGAGCAUUACGGAUACAGUUGUCAUUUAGUACAAUUACAGUGGUACCUGUAGUUAAGAACUUAAUUCGUUCCGAAGGUCCGUUCUUAACCUGAAACUGUUCUUAACCUGAAGCACCACUUUAGCUAAUGGGGCCUGCUGCGCCACCAGAGCACGAUUUCUGUUCUCAUCCUGAAGCAAAGUUCUUAACCCGAGGUAAUAUUUCUGGGUUAGCGGAGUCUGUAACCUGAAGCGUCUGUAACCCGAGGUACCACUGGAGCUCAAGGUGGUUACCACAGUUUUAUCUUCACAACAACCUGUGAGGUCGGUUAGGUGGAGAAAGAGAGAAAGCUACUGGCCCAAGAUCACCCAGUUGAGCUUCAUAGCGAGUGGGGUCUUGAACUCUGGUCUCCCAAGUGCUAGUGCAACAGCCUUCCCACUACAUCACACCGGCUCUCAACUAAGAUGCUUUUAAACAAAAACCUCCAGUCAACAUAAAUGUAAAAGAUCAACCAUCACAGACACAUUUCUUUGUGUUAUAUAUGUGUUCAUUUUGUUGUUUCUUCUCCUCAUUUUAAUGCCUGUGGGUGGUAUGAUACGUGAUCGUUUUUUCGGUUAUAAUGCGAAUCAUUUUAUUAUGCCUAAUGCAACUCACACUAGGCUUUUAUCACAAGGUUAAAUGAGGCAUGCAUGACUUAGAAAUCUCCGGUUUGCCAGCUUCCUCUUUUGCAGGAAAGCCUUUUAUAUACCCUCCUUGUUUCCCUAGUUUCCAGUGGACCUUGUCCCAAAGCACAUUGGAAGGGCGAUGAGUGAUGAAUGACGUAGCCUUUGGUGCUUGCAACCUGGACAGAAAAAUACUCACAAUUUUGGACUUUUCUAUUUUUGCUCGUGAACUUAAGUCCUCCUACAGCAUUGUUUUUCAAAGUUAAGGAAAACUUUCGUGUAUUUUUCCUGUCUUACUGUCUUUCACUACUUUUAUUUUUUUAGAUAUAUAUAUAUAACCACCUUAAACACCAAAUUAAUUCUCAGGUAGAAAGCCACAGGCCUUCCUUCCCUCAUCAACGAAGUGCUGAUAGGUUUUGCUUUUGUUAGACUUCAUGGUGGUGUAACCGUUUAGUUGGUCCUUAGCUGAAGAUUUUCAGCUUCUUGAAACUGGCAGGAAGAGGUUUCUUCUUGUUGUUUGUGGCAGUUUUGUUGCACAGUGAGUGGUUCCAUUUGCUUCUGGGUGCAGAAACAGCUGAAGCCCUGUCUUCUCACCGAAGCAUCCCUUAGGUAGGAGGCUUAACUCGCUAAAGGAAACACAGUGCCGUCCGUUCUGGAGGGUGUGUACCUAUCUGAAACAGGAAGCAGAGCAGCAAACUGCCUGUGAGGAGAGAGACUUGCAAUUCUGAGCAGCGCAGGUGUGCAGUCUCUGUGAGAGACGUCUUCCCUCCGAGCAUCUUGGCAGUUGUGCUGUUCAACAGGAGCUCUUGUGUGCUCUGGGAGGGGAGCAACCGUUGUGGGUAGAGCAAAAAUGACUGCGUUACAGCUGAAAGAAUUAUCGCACUCAGGUCUGUACAGGAGGCGACGGGACCGUCCAGAUAGCCUGGGUCUUCAAGGGUUACCUGAGCAGAAGCUGAGGUGAGUGGUGGUGAGGAAAUUAAUGGUUAACUUGAGACAGCUCUGGGUGUCUUUUGAGUUUAAGGCUGACGCCUGACAGAAUCAGUUGCAGAAACAGAAUGCAGGGUGGUGGAAUUGUAAUAACGCUAAUUAUAAAAUGUGCCCAAUUGGAAAUAGUCCAGAGUUGCCAGGAUAAUCUAGGAGGAGUUGAGAGGAAGCAGCUGUUUUCCAUUUACUUCAUUUCUCAGUUUGACUUACUAUCCUAAAUGCUGUAGUAGCACAAAGAGUGACUGUAAGAAGUGUCAAUAAUUCCCCUUCCCCAAUAUUUUUGAUCACUGCUUAAUUUCCCCCAGAACUAAUCAAUCUCCAGAUUACAUAUUAAAAAUAAGUUUUCGUUUCCAGCACCCUUGCAUUCAGAGAGAACCCCAUUGCCUUAUAGGAGUCCUGGGCUGUUCUAUUGGGUUUUUCUUUUCAUUUUUUUUUUAAGUUGUGAUGUGAGACUUGUCAGAUCUUGAUUUACUCCCCACCCCCCAUAGAUUUCUACUUAUUAUUAUUGAAAUGCCUUGCAACAAAAGAAUGCAGUAGAACCACUUUAUAUGACCUUAUGAAGGGAAAGUAACCAAAGAAAAAUCUUAAACAUUAAUGACACUGGUUAGUUUCCAAAAGUUGAGCUCCUUUUAAAAUAUUGAUUUUAUAAAAGUGCAGGUCAGUAGAAGAUUUCGUGUUGCUUUUCAAAAAAAGGAACUCAGCUUUUUGAAACAGAAUGGUAGAAUGAUAAUAGUGGUUAAUGUAGAUCUGGUAACGAAUAACUUGCUGUGAAAAAUUGCAUUUUUGUACGGAACUGUUAAAAAAAAAAAUCCCUGAGCAAAUGUCAAAAGUGUUAGUGAAGGGGAAGAGUUUCCUGUCAUGCUAUGACUAGUGAAUGACUAGCUGUUUUAACAUAACAAUGUAAACCUCCUGUGGAACUCUGGGCUGCUUGCUAGCUGGUGCUACUGGAUAAGAAUCUCAGAAAUAAGAGAGCAGAAAUAAGCAUGAGCUUCUGCCUGCCCCUGGGCAACUGGAUCUCUGGGCAGAUCUUUGGAUAAUCUGUAGUAGAUGGGCAAGGACUUCUCAAUUGUUUAACAAUAGCACCAGCAAAAUGUCUCUUCUCCCUGAAAGUGGGGUAGUAGUAAGCCAGGAGCAUAUUUUUGUUUGUAAGGACUGUGAGCUGUGUUCAGUUCUGAUUUUCAGAAACUUGAUUCCUGGCUCAGAAUACUUAAAAUUCAUAAGUGUGUAUCUUUUUGGCAGCAGAGUCUGGCUUUCAGUUAAAAAAGAAACCAAGGAGAAAUCUUGCAAGCCUGCCCACCUCUGCUCUGGAACAGUCAACACCCUUUGAAAACAAAGCAUACUCUCUAUGAAAAAAGGGCCCCUGCCAAUUCAGAUAAAGGGUAGAAAAGAACAGUUUGCUACCAGUGAAGUCUUGCUCUGUAUUCUUCAUAAUUCCUGGUUUUCUCAAGAAGUGGGCAAUAGUCAUUUCCUUUGUUAAAGCAGUGGACCUCACCUGUUAACUUAAUGGUCCAAUGGCCCAGUGUUGUUGCUAAAAUUUUGCUAAACAGUGACCAAAAUCCCUGAUCCCUUCAAGCUUUUAUAGCUAACCUCUAAAGAAAUCACCAUGAGACUGCUUUGCUUUCCCAUUCCUGAUAAUACCAUCCUGAUGUCAUGCCGGAACGCGGGUGGCACUGUGGGUUAAACCACAGAGCCUAGGACUUGCCGAUCAGAAGUCGGCGGUUCGAAUUCCCGCAACAGGGUGAGCUCCUGUUGCUCAGUCCCUGCUCCUGCCAACCUAGCAGUUCCAAAGCGUGUCAAAGUGCAAGUAGAUCAAUAGGUACCGCUCCGGCGGGAAGGUAAACAGUGUUUCCGUGCGCUGCUCUGGUUCGCCAGAAGCGGCUUAGUCAUGCUGGCCACAUGACCCGGAAGCUGUACGCCGGCUCCCUCGGCCAAUAAAGCAAGAUGAGUGCCACAACCCCAGAGUUGGUCACGACUGGACCUAAUGGUCAGGGGUCCCCUUUAAUGUCAUGCCAUCCUAUGGAGGGGGAGAGAAUGCAGCUCAGGACUUUUAUAUGUUUACAGCCAGCAUAAUGCAGUUGUCCAGAGUGCUGCACCAACCAGAAUUCAAAUUGCCACUCAGCUGUGAAGCUCACAAAGUGACUUUGAGGCUAUCACUCCUUUUCAGCCUACCCAACCUACCCUUGCUUUAGGAGUAUUAGGAUAAAACUGUGUGGCCCCAAGUUCUUUAGUGGGACAUGGGAUAAAAUAAAAUACUAACUACUUAAAUCUGGGGCCGCCAAGACAUGGCACCCCCAAGGUAUGGCUGCGCCCACAGAAGCUUUCCCCUGGUGCACGCAGGUUCCCGGACUGUCCGCGGGCCGGAUUGAGAAGGCGAUUGGGCCGCAUCCGGCCCCCGGGCCUUAGGUUGCCUACCCCUGAUUUAGAAGGAAGAGCUUCAAGGGAUGGAUUUGGGGCAUCAUUAUAGGAAUGCCACUUAUUUAAUUUAGGCUACUUUUUUAAAAAAAAAAGCUGUUGGAGGUGGCAUUGACAUGAGGCAACUAUCUCUCUUAUGCUAAGAGAUCUUCAAGAUGAUGCUUCAUAGAUGACAGCUGUCAAAAUGCCCCCACCCAUCUCCGGCCAACAUACAUUCUGCAGUCAUUCUGGCUUUGUCCAGAAACUUUUUGAGCAGCUGUGCAUUGCAGUGAGUCUAUGUAGCUCAGUAGUGCCAACAGGGACAGCUGCUUUGGUGCAUCAUCCCAUGCCUUGUUUCUGCACUUCCAGGCAGCGCUUGGAAGUCACCAUCUCUGCACCCUAGGCGUUUUGAAGUAACAGUUUCUAAAAUGGAUCUGUUGGUGCAUCGUCCUCCAACGCUUCAGUUUCAAAGUAGUCUCACUAAUGAUUUUGGGCCUGGAUUUCAGUAAAUCGCUGGUUUUAUUUUUUAAGAAAGCUUUAAUGAGAUCUUUAAUAUUACAUAUUUCCUCUUAUCUCAUAAGAAGAACUCCUGUACCUCCCCUUCUGACAUACAUUUAUGGCACAACAUGAAGGCAUUAGAUCUCAUUUCCCGCCCCCCUCAAUAAUGUUGUUGCGCUGCAAAUUGAAUGAUCCCUUUUUGAAGUUCCAAUACGAGUUGCCACUAGCUCUGGAGUUCAAAGUUAAGACAGUUUUAAUGUAGCUUCACCCUGUUAUUAUUCUUUGAAUUAUAGCAGUGCCUUCGGGGCCUCAGCCAAGGCGCCUCCAUUUUAGAUUGUAUAUGUUCGAAAAAGUUUCUGCGUAGAUAGUUACUACUGUUGUGGAUUUUUCUUCCUCUCCAUUGGGGGGGGGGCGGCGAGAAAUAAUUGCCACUUCUUAUUUUAUUAGGAAACUAUUACUCACAUUUUGUCAAACUGUGAUAUUGCAUAAGAUGUGGGAUAUUUCCAUUGCUCAAAGCUUUAAAUAUCUUCAGCACGACACACCCUGCUUCUCUAUCCCAUUGCCCUCGCCUUUACCCUUAACGCUUUUUUUUGGCAUGCGUGUUGCUUAAUCAUCCUUCAAGAAAUGCCUUUUGAUUUACUCACUAGCCCUAGAGUGCAGAAUUACUGGAUGGGAAUGUGCAACAGGCAUUGCAAACUCUGGCUACGGGCGCUGCUGUGUACCGGCAACAGAUUCUCUGGCUUGUGUUUUGUUUGGCCACGCUUAAUGGGGGAAAGUAAGCAGGCAAUAACUCACUUUUUUUUAUUGCAGAUGUGAGAGCAUAUAAGUAAAUGUGUGGCAAUAACCAUUUGAUUGGAACCUGCUUAUCUCUUCUGUUACAUCUGGGUAGUACAUUCCAUGCGGAGAGCAAAGAGUGACAGGUAGAUCUAGCCAAAGACAACUUUUCAGUACAGGGUAGGAAUAAGUACAUACAUACCUGCCUGGCAACUACUUACAUAAUUGUUCGAGUAUUGCCCCCCAUAGAAGCAACUCUGUGCCAGAUUCUGGUUUUGAGUUCUAUAUAUCACAGACAACAUCUCACUGGCAGGAGCUCAACAUAUUUAGACCAGCACUGCUAUUUUUUUUAAGAAAGGAAAUAAGGGCUUGCCUAUUAACAUCUCUCUGCAUCUUUAUCUUGUCCCCAUCCCUCCCAGAGAACAAGUCUCUUGCUGUUCCCACUGUCCUUGAAAGAGUUUAACCUGUUAUCUGUCAUCUGUAUCUGAUAAGAAUAGUUCUCAACCAGCCUUUUUACAUCUUGUUCCUGUAAACAGUUGAGUUUCCCCAUUUAUUUCAGCCUGAUCAAUGGGGCAUCUCCGCUCUCAUUUCAACAGUUGACAUGAUGUUAAAAGUACAAUGCAAAUUCUUUAGUCAUUUUUUCAAGUGCAGAGGCUGACCUUUUAGGUUACAAUCCUAAUCCCAUUUACCUGCGAGUAAGCUACAUUGUGUUCUGCGGAAUUUACCUCUGGCUAGACAUGGUUCGGAUUGCAGCCUUAGUCUGUCAUGAUGAAGAAUACAUGGUUCAUUGAAAUAACAACUACUACUAAAUUCUGUUAUUGGGUGAAUGUAUUUCAAUGUCUUCAUUUUGAAAUUUUGUUCUAGCAGUACAAGGAUAGACCUGCAGCUGGUGAUCAUGGUUCAGCAGAUUUCCAGUAUUGUGUGUGAGUGGGGCUGACAUUUUAAAAAUGCUUACAUUUAAAAAAAAUAUAUAUCUCUGCAAACAGUAAUUUAGCACAUCAAGAGUAAGAUGAAGCCUUUGAUCUGUUUGUUUUCUACAUAGGGGAUGUUUUUACAUACUGAACAUUUAUACAUUCAUAAAUGGAAUGCAACCCGUAAACUGAAAUCUGGUGAUUUUGUAAAUUAGCUGUAGAUUUGACUGGAGUUGAUAAAUGAACCUCCUCAGGGUUUAUCUUUCUACUGGGGCAAUGGCUAAAGGGACUGUCCCAUCCAUACUGAAUGCAGAAAGAAGCUGCAUCACAUGGCACCUCUGAAACGGAAAAGGUGCAUACAUAGCAUUCAGGUACAGGGACCAAGCACUUGUGCACAGUCACCCUUGCUACUCAUAUAUAUAAAGUGUUUUUCAUCUUGAAUUUUGGUGCAGAGAUUAAAAAUCCGGUGAUGUGCUGCCCAAUCCCAGAUAUUCCAGUUGGAUUCAAGUUCCUUAGACUUCAGUAAGGUUUGCUCUCUUGUAAGAACAUAAAGAAUGGCAGCUGUGCAGUGCACUCCUAUGCAUGUCUACUCGGAAGUAAGCGCUGCUGCGUUCAGUGGGGGCUUAUGCCCUAGUGAAUAUUUAGGAUUGCACACUUAGUGUAUCUUUGAACACACUAAAAUAGGUGACAGUUGGCCCUAACUUCCAGAGUGUUUCUCAACAAAACAACAAAAGUCUUGCAGUGCAAUACAUGCUAACUGGUUUGUUUUGGCACAAAUUCCUGCAUUUAUCUGAUGCAGUGGAUUAGUUGUCAGGAGUUUAUGCUAUAAUGCAUUUGUUGGACUUUAUAAAAUGCUACAAAACUCUUAACAUGGGCACUGUGUCUCAGAAAAGAGUCUUCAACUGUCCAUUCUCCUAAGACUACUAUUUAAUGAUGAAGCCUUUCAAAUCUAAUUUUACCAGCAAGGUUGUGCAAUUUUUAUUUUUUGAAGAAGGGAAAAGUCUAAAAUUGCAAUAAGAUGGAAGUGGUGUUCUGCUCCCUGUCUCCGUGUCAUUAAAAAUGUGCUAAAUUCAGAUAAAUCGCAGUCUUUAAUCCUGUUAAUAUAAAUGUGAACCUCUUUGUUUACAGAGAAUGGAACUGUGUGGGACUGACAUGCUGCCUAGCACAGAAAUCCACACCAGUUCCGCCACCUUAGCUGAAGGUCAGUCUUCAGCGUGGUAUCUAUGAUGGAGUCGUUACUAUAAUAAGAAUGUAGUUUCGAGCCAGAAAGUCUGCUGUUGACAGUUACCCUAACCGUAUAAGGAACUUCAUGAACAUACGAGAAGUCUUUCGUGGCAGUCUGGAUGUUUGGUUUGGUCUGGUCAGGGUAUUAAUUAUAGCUACUGCUCGGCUCAUUGUCUUAACGUAAUAAUGAAAAGUUAAUAUAGUCAGCUGAAGCAGAGUCACUUCUACAGUUUCUUCAUGUUUAUGAACAAACCGUUAUUACAGCAAGCGUGGGAAGUAUAUUUAGAUGUGAGGAACGUUCGGCCCUCUAGUUAUGGCUGAACUACAUGUUCCCUGGCCAUUGGCCAUACUGGCUGGGGCUGAUGGGAUUUAUAGUUCAGCAACAUCUGGAUGGCCAUCUGAUUUAGUGUGAGGGUCCCAGUAAUCUCUCUUUGAGACUUCUUCUACCUUAUAAAGCUUCAGCAGUGCUGCAAUAUUGAACCUCCCAAGACCUUUCAGUGGACUCACAAAGUUCAUGACUGAACUGCAUAUUAUGUUAGCUACUUAACAAUAUGAUUAGGGCCUGCUACUUACCUUAAGAAGUGAGAGCGGGACCAUAAAGAAGGCUGAUCGCCGAAGUAUUGAUGCUUUUGAAUUAUGGUGUUGGAGGAGACUCUUGAGAGUCCCAAGAAGAUCAAACCUAUCCAUUCUGAAGGAAAUCAGCCCUGAGUGCUCACUGGAAGGACAGAUUGUGAAGCUGAGGCUCCAAUACUUUGGCCACCUCAUGAGAAGAGAAGACUCCCUGGAAAAGACCCUAAUGUUGGGAAAGAUGGAGGGCACAAGGAGAAGGGGACGACAGAGGACGAGAUGACUGGACAGUGUUCUCGAAGCUACCAGCAUGAGUUUGACCAAACUGCGGCAGGCAGUGGAAGACAGGAGUGCCUGGCGUGCUCUGGUCCAUGGGGUCAUGAAGAGUCGGACACGACUAAAGGACUAAACAACAACAACAACUUACCUUAACAAAAGCAAAAGAGGGGAAGAGCCUGAUUGGGAUAGAAGGAAGGGAAUUAACCCUCUCCACGUCCCCAAUGUCUUUUUUCCUGCUGACAAUCACCUUGAAAAUGCAGUGUCCCCCUGUCAAUAGUGUUAUUGCAUACAGUAUUUGCCCCAUCGCUUUCUACAGAACGUAUCAAAGCAACUUACAGAAUAUUUUAAAAUAUGAUACAACAUAUCAGAUAUUUAUAAUCCAAAAUGCCAUGGAAUACACACACCAUGUAAACACGUUAAAAGUGUUCACCUACCAACAAGAAUGAAAAGGGUGAACUCUGCCCCCAAGUCCACUAAAAAAUGAACACUGAAACAAACUAUAACUCAUACCACACUGUAAUCUACACUAAGAUGAAAAGCCUGAGUAAACAGAAAUGUGUUCGCUUGGCACCUGAAAGUUGAUCGUGUUGGCACCAGGCAAGUUUCCCUCAGCAGGGAGUUCCACAAUUAGGAAGUCGCCACUGAAAAGUAUGUGUUUCUCUGCCUUUCUCCCCGCUUCCUUCAGAGAAGGGAGAAAGGGCUUUUGAUGAUAAUUGUAGGGUGUGGGUAGGUUCAUAGGGGUAGAGGCAGUCCCUGAUAUAGUUGAGUCCCAAGCCGUGUAAAGCUGUCUAGAUCAAAACGAACACUUUGAAUUGAGCCUGGAACACUUUGAAUUGAGUCUGCGGCCAACGUGGUUGGGGAUUUUCAGGGAAUGGGGAAAAGGUUCCAGGGAAUGGGUUUAAUUGACUCACUCUUGCACCACAAUCCUAAUUCAGAUUCCUCCCACAGUGUGGCUGCUUUUGCUUAAACGUGGAGAACCCAAAUCACGUUUUCCACUAGCGUGCUUAUUAACAUCAUGUGUUGCUUGGCCCACAGUGUAGCAGAUGUAAAAAUAAAUGCAUAAACCCCUGUUUGGGCUUUCAGCCAAAUGUGUGAGUGAGUGCACAAAUUGUGUUUGGGAACAUGGUACCACACAUGCUGGCUCAUGCCACCCCCUCCACUGUGCCAACUUUCAUGCAUUUAGAGUGAAGGUCUAGCAGCGGUUCUCAACCUGUGGGUCCCCAGAUGUUGUUGGACUACAACUCCCAUCAUCCCUGAGCUCUGGCCUUGCUAGCUAGGGGUGAUGGGAGUUUUAGUUCAACAACAUCUGGGGACCCACAGGUUGAGAAAGGCUGGUCUAAGGGAUCGUCUAAGCAAUCUCUGCACAUGCUCCCCUUGGGCGUUCACACUGAAGUUCAGGAGUGGAGAAGCAAAGUGCCAUGGUGUGGUGGUGGUGGUGACACCCAGUGCCCCGUCCACAAUUUGUGCCACUAGGCAUUCGUCUGAAUAAAUAACUAUUGCAAGCAGGGCCGUCUUAAGCAUAUCCGGCACCGUGGUGCAAAGCUUUCCGGUGGCGGCGUGUCCCCCCCCUCAAUUUGCCAGAGUUUUUUAGGGAGGCCGGAGGGUCUGGAGGAGGCGGGCAGCGGCUGGAGGGCGGUUCCUCCAGCGGGGAAGAGGUGGAGGCUGGAGGAGGCGCCUCCCAGCUCAGCUGGCCACUUCGUGCCACAGUAGCCACGGCAGACAGAGGCUCUGGGCACAGCGCAGCGCUGCUUCGGCACAGCAUGGUGAAGGUGGGCGAGAGCGGCGAGCUGAUGCCGAGAGGCCUCCAGCCUCCGACUCUUCCCUGGUGCCCUCCACAACUUGGCGCCUUACGCCACUAGCCUCUAUGAGUAAGACACCCCUGAUUGCAAGCAAAGCUUAAAUAUGGGACGUGGAUCAAGGCAGUGGAGUACAUUUUGUGCUUGCCGAUGAAAAGAAACAUCUGUCAACAUCAUCUAGUCACAUCUCUCUUUUCAAGUCUUGGAAUAUCCCUGGCACAAACAACCAUGCCAGCUUUGCUUUAUCUGUGGAAAGAUACCUUUGUGCUAGGAACAGUGUGUUGAGAAGGCACUUCCUAUGCGGACAUAUGCAUGAGAAGGGGCUCAGAUUCCCAUUCUUUGGACAACAGCAAAUAGAUUUUUUUAAAUAAAAACAAAUCCAGGAUUUUAACAUGUUGUUUGCCUUUCAUCUGGUUGAUGUGAUUUUCACCUCAUAUCUAAAUGUAUUGGCCUCAAUCCAUGUGAGUGUGCAUCUAGUGUUCCCUAUGGGAAGAAAACACUGUCAGGAUUAGGGAAUGCAUUGUCCAUAUUGGUUUGCAGCCUAGUGCUGGGAUUUGCUGUGAGUUUCCUUCCUCCUAGGACCUUUCACAAGCUGCCGGUAGAUGUGGACGUGCCUUGAGAGCAAAGCAAGAUGUUCCACUGAAAAUGAUUCACUUGAAUACGUGUAAUUGAAUUCCAUAGCAUAGUUUCAAACAGCAGCUCCUUCUGUAUAAGGAGAUUUUAAGAAGCCUGCAGAGCUCCUUUGGGAGCAAGAGCCUUCUCUAUUCCCCAGAGUCUGGGGGACGGUGUAUAAGAAGCUGUAGAUUAUGUGAAGUACCAUGUAGACAUUUGAAUUUGGGUGAGGAUUUGGAUUGCUCUAGAGCCCUAUUUGGGCACCCAAUUACCAGGCACACAAAAGGGAGAGAGACCUUAAUCCUGCUGGCCCUUUUAUCCCAGCUGUGGUGCCCCUCUCCACUGUACAGAGGACAUCUGUAGAGAGGGAGCUGCUUUAUGUACAUAUGCUCCCUGCCCCCAUUGCACCAGUGUUCAACAUUUGCCAGGCACAUUUUGCCUCUGGUAGGGACGCGAGUGGCGCUGUGUUCUAAACCACAGAGCCUCAGACUUGCUGAUCAGAAGGUCAGCGGUUCGAAUCCCCGCGACGGGAUGAGCUCCUGUUGUUUGGUCCCAUCCCCUGCCAACUUAGCAGUUCGAAAGCACAUCAAAGUGCAAGUAGAUAAAUAGGCACCACUCAGGCUGGAAGGUAAACGGCGUUUCCGUGCGCUGCUCUGGUUCGCCAGAAGCGGCUUAGUCAUGCUGGCCACAUGACCUGGAAGCUGUACGCCGGCUCCCUCGGCCAGUAAAGCAAGAUGAGCACCGCAACCCAGAGUCCGCGACUGGGCCUAAAGGUCAGGGGUCCCUUUUCCUUUACCUUUAUAGGCCACUUGCGACCAAGUGAAGAUGACGUGUCCACCAUCUGGAGGUACAUGCCUGAGGAUUGGGACUGUUUUCACACAUUUAGCAACACACCCUUUAGAAUUUGAUCCGUUAUAUUUUAUCCGCACAAUCAGAAUGAAUUCCAGGAACCAAAAAGUCACAUCGGGAAAAUACGACUUUUGAGCUGCCUGUCCCAAAAAUGGCAACUUAAGGCAUUCUGCUGUGCUGACUGGUUUUGCCAAGCAGAACAGCCUAGUCAGCUAUGGAAGUGUCCAUUCUUGAGUGUGUAUGUGCGCACAUCAGCCGCUCCAAAUUCCAUGACAUAGGAAACAAAUUGGGAGCAUUAUUUGUAAAAGGGCAUUCUUACUAUUUUUACAGUUUGGGUUUUUGUGUGAACAAGAUGUUCCUAACAGGGUAUUUCCUUGUUAUCUUUGCAAAGGCGUUAACGUGUUGUUUUACACAUACACACACAGACACACACACACACACACACGGCACAGUAAAUUUUUCCAUAUUAAAUCCCUUGUGACAUCUAGCCUGCCCUAGCUUACAUUUAUCUAAGAGAACACGGCUUCAGUGGAACUCUUGCUAAGGACAGCAGAUAGCAGAGAUCGCAUGUUCCACCCAAGUUGGCGUUACCACCUUGCUGUGGAAUGUGUUGCUUUGCUUCCAGUGAAUCUCUCCCAGCCUCGCUCUGACAUUCAAGCUGCUCUGUGGCUGACGCUUUUAAACUUGGAAGCUCUUUGCCCAGCGCACAGCUAAAGUCCUGCGGAUUGUUUUUUCUCUCCUUACUGCUACUCCCUGGAGCGUUCUGUUGCUGCUGCUGGGUUGUUGUGUUCAUAUAUAUAUAUAUAUAUAUAUAUAUAUAUAUAUAAUGGAAUUCCAAAGCAGGGGGCACUCCUAUGCCAUUCCAGAGAAUGAAGAAAUCUCGCACACCCAUCAGAACGUGCACAACGACCACGAAAAUGAAGGCGAGAGAGCCGUGUCAAAAUUGCAACGCAGGCACAGUGACGUUAAAGUAUACAAAGAAAUAUGUGACUUUUAUGCAAGAUUGUAAGUUCACUCCGCCGGAGUCGGUUUGUUACUUGGUCUGCUUACUCUAACACGAUCUUGCCUGCUGUUCUCAUGACUGGGGACCCCGCAAUUUAUUAUGAUCUGCACAAUAACAGGAUGCUUUGUAGUUAACUGCAUUUUAAUCAUGGAAUGUGUGCAUGUGUUAGUUAAUGUAUGCAUUAGCUUCUGGUUCUAGAGCACAAUAAAUGCUUUGCGGGAUUUCUGACUGUGAAUUCCACAUUCUUCAAAUACUUUGCGGUACCUAAGUAUAAAAGGCAACACCUCUGUUUCACAUAUUGACAUGAAAUGCUUGUUUGCCAUGCAGAAGACAUUUAAAAAUUACUUUUCUUAAGUUCCAUCAAUAUAAGCUUGGAUACAUUUUUCAUUUUAUUAGCUGAUAUCUCAGCUGGAAUUCUGAUGUAGGCAGCCACACAUCCAUAUUUGCCCAGACAUAAGUCCCAAAGAUUUCAGUUGGGCUUACUUCCAAGUAAUUGUACAUAGGCUUGCAUCCCAACAGCAUUAUCCUGUACAUAGCUAUUACAAAAAAAAAGUCAUGUUUAAUUCAGUAAGACUUCCAAGUGUGUGUGUAUAUAUAUAUAUAUAUAUAUAUAUACACACACCUAUAGCUUUAAACUGCAAUCUUGAACACAUUUAACACAGUGGGACUUACUUGAGUAAAAAUAGAUAGGAUUGCUCUUUUGAGUGCUGUCAUUUGCAGAUAAUAUAUUUGGGGACGUGCACACCAAUAGAGCGUUCAGAGCUUGAUUCUAAGACUUUUCAGUUGCAAUAACAAGUGCCUUGGUUGCAGGGUGCAUCUUGGUGGUUGUUGGCACAUUUCUUUGGAUUUGCAGUAGUGGCCGGUGAAAGAGACCUGGCUCCUUCCUUUGUAGUAUCAUGGCGGCAAUCCCUUACUUCGCUUGUAAGAUACCUUUCAUGGGUUUGCAGCUGCUCAGAAGAGCGUAGCCUGAGGGGAGUGGAUGUCCAUGUCCCAUUGCAGAAUGUAGUCUGUGGCUGUGUUCGUCUUGCAAGCAGAACUGUUACUUUGGAUUGAGGCCCAUGUGAACAGAACAAGAUUAAAAAGGAAGGUCACUUGAACUGUCCUGCCUUGUACGCUUUGUAUGAGCGGGUGGAAACUGGUGAGGCAGAGGAUUCUGCCUCUUCAUUCUGAACUGCUAAGAGAUACUCAUGCAAUUGUCUCCUGGGGGGACCGGAGUUAUAUUGGGAGCUAUUUUGGGAGCUACUCACCACAAUCCAAAGCAAAUGAGGAGCUGCUUCAUACGAGACACUGAAAUUGAAUCUGACAACACGUACUCUAACCCAUGAAAGCUUAUGCUCAAAUAAAUGUGUUAGGCUUCAAAGUGACAUAGGAUUGCUGUUGCAAUGGACUGAUGUGGCUUUCCCUCUCUAAAAUGCCUAGAAUUAAAGGAGACUUUGGGCUACUUCAAAUUUGACACUCCUCUUACCGUUUUUUGGCUGAUUCAUAUACAGUGAUACCUGGGGUUAAGUACUUAAUUCGUUCUGGAGGUCCGUUCUUAACCUGAAACUGUUCUUAACUUGAGGUACCACUUUAGCUAAUGGGGCCUCCUGCUGCCGCUGCGCCGCAGCCACGCGAUUUCUGUUCUCAUCCUGAAGUAAAGUUCUUAACCCGAGGUACUCUUUCUGGGUUAGCGGAGUCUGUAACCUGAAGCGUCUGUAACCCAACAUACCACUGUACUCUGCGGAAGUCUGGGUCCUACAUAUAAUGGAGUGUGAGAGUGUUUCAGGCUCGUGCGUGCACUUCUACACCCCCACCAAACGUACAAAAGUUGUAGGUGUCCGGGUCCUAAAUGCAGCCCUGUUUUCACCCCAGAAGAGAUCAGCUGCUCUCUUGCCAGGUAUACUGUGAUGUUCCAUAAGAGGAAAAGGGGCAUGUGAUCACAUGACCUCCCAGCAUUCUGUUGCAUCCUCCUGCCUGCAGAGUCUUACAUGUUGUGGGAUGAUGUGAACCAGGCCAGCGUCUCACACGCCACACUGAAAUAAAUGCAUCUGGGAUGGGGAACCCAUGGCCUUCCAAAUGUUGUUGCUCCAGCUCCCAUCAGCCUCAGCCACCAUGACCCAUGGAGUUGGAAGUCCAGCAAUACCUGGAAGGCUCCACAAAGAUGGAGGGUGCCCAAUAGCAGAGUGGACAGAGGUGCUUUGGGUGGUCCCACCUGAGAGUGUGGGGGCAGAGACAUUUGCCUGGACCCUGAGGCGAGAGUAGCAUCCUCGCUGGCUUCCCCUCUGCCUCCCCCAAGCUACUCAUAAAGAAAAACUAGGAAGUUGGGUCACCUGCAAUAAACCACAAAGCCCCCAAGAGUCUCUUUAGAGAAGGGGAAGCUUCCCUUCAGCCAGAGUCCCUUACUGGAGGCAAAGUAUCUCUUCACCUGCUUGGAAGAUGGUUGUGGCAAAUCUUGUCCACUGCUGCCACUGCUAUUCCUUUCACUUUUCCUCUUCCACCUCAUCCCAGAAACUUCCCACAAUAGGAAACAGGCUUGAUUGACAGGGGUGAUAUUUCCUGCCUCUCUUUCUCAAUCUAACCCACCUCACAGGGUUGUUGUGAGGAUAAAAUGAAAGUGGGGGGGAGGGCAAGCGUGUACACUGCUAUGAGCUCCUUGGAAGAAAGAUGUGAUAUAAAUUAAAUAAAUAACAGCAUUCCAGAAGUGGGAGCUGCAUUUGCCACUGGUUCCUGAACAGGAGGGCCAGGAAGGCAGUAAAGUAAGUAGGAAAAAGUUGUAUGUUUUCCUGCUGAAUUGGAACAGCUGCCUAUUGAAAAAGAAGCAUGGUCAGCAAAGCUACCUUAUUUGUGUGCUUAACCCCUUUGCUCUAUGUUAUCCUUACAGCAACAUGGCCAACGCUCUGGCCAACGCCAUGUGUGAGCGCUGCCGGGGAGGUUUUGCACCUGCGGAGAAGAUUGUGAACAGCAAUGGCGAGCUGUAUCACGAACAGUGUUUCGUGUGUGCCCAGUGCUUCCAGCAGUUCCCCGAAGGGCUUUUUUAUGAGGUUGGUUCCCCAUGGUCUUUUCACUUUUAUAUUAACUAUUCCCAAACCUGUACUGCGCCAGGUUGUGUAUGUUGGUCAAGGACUUGCCACAGAUAUUGCUUCCUUUCCUGCAGUGUCGUUUGGGAGGCAGUUAACCCAGGGUCAUUUUUCUUUACGACUGAUUCCAGGCCACUGGCAUGCUUGAAUUGGGAUCAACUUCUCUCCUUUAACCUGUUUUUUAAGUGCCAGGACCUACCUCCAGCACAUUUGAAAUGAAAAUGCAGAAGAUAGCAUAUUUUGAGCACCCGCAGAGUUCAGCAUAACUACAGACUCCACAGUAGUGUGGGGGACCUUUGGCCCUAGCCAUCGGCCACGCUUGCUGAGGCUGAUGGGAGCUGUAGUUCCUCAACAUCUGGAGGGCCACAGCUGCCCUACAGCAUAACCACAAGCUGAUCCAAUACAGCAGUUAUUAGGAAACAAAGCUUUUCAAUCAGCCCUAACAUACAUGUUUAGACAUUAAGCACCAGGCAACAGAAUUCAACUUUAAAAAGCAGCAGUGUGUCGGGUAAAUAAAGAUGUCCAUCUGUGGAGUGAUGACUUACCUAUCUAUGGUUUUAACUUUCUGUUUUAUUUAUGAACGAGAGUUUUGCCCUAUGCUUUCUCCAGGGAGCUAAAUGUUGCCUCUCUGUUUAACCUUGUUAGCAACCCUUUGAGUUCAAUUAGACCGAGAGAUUGUGACUGACUCGGUGAGGGUUUGUGGCUGAUUAGGCACCAGAACUCAUGAUCUACAAGGCCCAUGUUUGGCAAUCUUAUCUGCUUGGGCUUAGAACUCAGUCACCUGUAGCUUCCAGCUGUUUGCCAUAGCGUGCUGCAACACAGAGAGUUAGCAACACUCGUAAGAGCUUGCUAAAAUUAGGAGUGCCAGUGCCAAGAUGUCCAGAGGAGAAAUGAAACCAAAUACGUAUUUGCUAGAUGUAAAUGAGGAAGUCCACAGAAAUGUUGGCACAUGUUUAAGAGAUGCCCGUCAUCACGAUUAGAUUUAAGGCAGGGAGCUGACCACACUGGUCAAAUAUAGUUUGUGAUGGGCUUUACUACCAGAGGUGCUGCAUAGUUAAAUGAUCAGAAAACUUUAGCCUGCAAGAGAACAGUGAGGUGAUGAUGGGUGAAGUUAGCAAUCUGGAAGGCGUAUGCAGGACAGUAGAUAUUUUUAAUAAGGGGGCACACUUUUAAAAAAAGUGUAUCAACUUUGCAUGCAUCUGUUCUCUAUGAAGUCAUUGCUUUAGUGGUGCAUUCACAAAGUACCUGCUUUGCACAUAACUCCGUUCGGGCACCUCUCAGGUGGGCGCCACUGCCAUUAUAGGAGAACAAGGAGAGUUCUAGCACCUCUUUUUCUAGAAAAAUAGCACAGAUCACAACUUUCCUUAAAGCAGUGUUCUGGGACCCUCCAGAGGUUGUUGGUUUUCUAACUCCCAUCAGCCCCAGUCAGCACAGUUGGGAAUGAUGGGAGUUGUAGUUCAUGAGCAUCUGUAGGGCACCAUAUUGGCUACCUCCAUUGUGGGUUCAAUCCUUGGGGAUUUUACAGCUCAUUUUUCUAAGGCUGAGGCAAUGAUUUUGAAUCUGGGUUUGGUUGAAUGGCAUCUUUCUUUUGACUUAGUCCUCCUCAGCCCUUAAGUAUCAUUACUAUCUUAUGUUGAUACCCCAACACAUUACAAUUUCAAAGGCUGCUUUUUUCACUGUGAAAAACUCCUUGUCCAAUUAUUGGUCCAUCUAGCUUAGUACUCUCUACACAGAGGCAGCGGCUCUCCAAGGAGACCCCGUGAUUUAACCUGGAAGUUUCUACAUUCAAACCAGGUGCUCUGUUACAUUUUCGAUGAAUGCCAUUAUCUGUCGUUUUGUACUAUUUUGAUCUCCUUUCUCAUCCAUGAGAGUGAAGAACCAAGAGAGCUCGCUUUAUGCCAGAACCCAUAUUUAUUUUGUGUUCAACUUUAGCAAACCAAGAUCUCAAUCCUAAACACUCUUACCAGGAAGUAAAUUCCGCUAAAAUCCAUUGGACUUGCUUCUGAGCAAAUCUUGGUAGGGUGUAAUUAUUUGCUGCUUCUGUGAAUACUGUCAGUGUAUUUGUUUUAUCUGUUGGAAUAAAAGUCCCCAAGAUGCCCCCAAGGAAUCGUUCAACACAUUCAGCUGGGGAGGGUGGGAAUUUCCAAAAAGUUAGCGAAAUGCAUAGAGAUUAGCAACUAGCUUAUGGGCCACUUGAGACAAAAUUCCCCCCUGGAAGCCUUUAAUACUAGGAACUUAGGCAUACGUCACCGUCAAACAAACUUCACUUCAAAGUAUGGAUUUGUUACAGGUCUUUGAAGCUUUCACCGAUAGAUCAAGAGGAAGAUGAAAGUAGACUUGGCCAGAAAAUCAGGCAUAAUGAGCCAGAAAAACUAGAAUGUAAUUACAAAAGUUAUUGAGAAUAACUGGGCUCUAUUUGCCAUUGAGCAGCUGGAUGAACGUGUUCAGUAUAUGCCUUGCGUCACACAGUGCCAUGGACCUGCAGGGCACAGCAUAAUAUUUAGACCCCAAUUGGAGGAACUCCUGUGAUCCCAGACUAGAUUAAUAGUAUAUGGCAGGCAUGGAGAAUUUCAGCCUGUGGGCCAAAUUAAGCAAACCAGGGGUCCCUGUUCAUUUGGGCAAUCCACACUCACUUGCCUUACACUUGGUGUUAUGGUAUUGGUCAGCUGAAGACACCUUUGGGCCUCAUGGAGUUUGCAUAUGGAGCUAUGUGAGUCCAUUGAUCAGCUGAUUGCCCUUGCAAACAAAAGGAGGUCACCUGACCUUUAAAGCCCUAAACGGCCUCGGUCCAGUAUACCUGAAGGAGCGUCUCCACCCCUAUUGUUCUGCCCAGACGCUGAGGUCCAGCGCAGAGGGCCUUCUGGCGGUUCCCUCACUGUGAGAAGCAAAGCUACAGGGAACCAGGCAGAGGGUCUUCUCGGUAGUGGUGCGUGCCCUGUGGAACGCCCUCCCAUCAGAUGUCAAAGAAAUAAACAACUACCUGGCAUUUAGAAGACAUCUGAAGGCUGCUAGAUGGGUGGGGUACAAAUUUAUUAUUAUUAUUAUUAUUAUUAUUAUUAUUUGUUGUUGUUGUUGUUGUUGUUGUGACACCAGGGGGUUGGCUGCGACCACCUGGCAAACUUUGCCCGCACUCACUUCUGCAUCCCCUAAAACAUUUUUACCAUCUCCUUUCUUAAUCCUGCCACCUUUCCAGGUCCACCUGGGUCUACAGUACUAAGUUGUUCAGUGCUUUAACCUUCUCUUUUUCUGGGAGCAGGAUCCAGAUCCACCCGGGGUCCUGAUCUGGCUGUGGUUUUGUCACAGAGAGAAACCUGAAAUAUUUAAAUUUCUGUAAUAAACGUUGCAGUCUGCCUCAUGGGUGCCUGCCCCCCCACGCACAUACCGUAUUUUUCGCCCUAUAGGACGCACCGGCCCAUAGGACGCACCUAAUUUGGGGGGGGGGAAUAAAGAAAAAAAAAUGUAUUCCCCCCCCCAGCCGCGGGGGAAGCCCGAGCUUUUAAAAACGCACCUACCGUAGUUUUUAGAGGAGAAAAGGAUAUCUUCCCGAAGCACGGGGUGCUCUGCUUCAGAGCGCCCCACGCUCCGGGUGGCAGGCUACUAUCUGCAGCCUAGGGAGCCCUGCGGGAACUCCCACGGGCUCCCCAGGCUUGCUGAUAGCUUCCUGAAGCCUGGAGAGCGAGAGGGGUCCGUGCGCACCGACCCCUCUCGCUCUCCAAGCUUCAGCGAAAGCCUGCAUUUGCCCCAUAGGAUGCACACAGAUUUCCCCUUCAUUUUUGGAGGGGAAAAAGUGCGUCCUAUAGGGCGAAAAAUGCGGUACUUGGAAGUUAAUCUGAUUGACAUAAUAAGUACAUUGUCGCAUAUCCUGAAGUGGGGGUUGCAGUCUGUGGAAUAAUGAUUUGUAUGCCCAUUUAUAGAGAUGGUGGGUAUGAAUAUUCUCGUCUUUCCAGACGUGUUUCCUGCAAUACAGUAGAGUGCGGUUUCAGGAAACGUAGAGGACAGAAAGGAUCUAAUGAGCCAGCAGAAAAUGCUUCCUGUUCUGAAUACCAGCACAGGUGUUUAUUAUUUUGAUCCAGUAAAGCAAAUGUGACUACGAGCUGAUUCCGUGCCCAGUUUUUUUUUAGCAUCCUGUCAGAAUCCAGCCAUCUAACAUAAACUCCACCGCAGCCUGCCAGAUUUCUUGUGCAAAUCAUUCCCUGUGGCAUAAUAAUAUACAAGCAGAACUUGUUAAACAAUCCGAUGGAUUAGCAGAGCUUCAGUUCCUUUCUGCCAUAAAAUCAGGCUGGAUCCUGAUUGAAAGAACCCGGAAAUUGUACGACCAUUUAUAUGUAUGAAACAUGAAGUGAUGAAGUGCUAUACUUUUCCGUAUUCCUCUAAAUUCCUCUAUGUCUUACUUUUUCUAGUUUGAAGGAAGGAAAUAUUGCGAACAUGACUUUCAGAUGCUUUUUGCUCCUUGCUGCCAUCAGUGUGGUAAGUUCUAGAAAAUAUAUAUAUCUAUAAAUUUUUAGAAUAUUUUAUAAAGAUAAUGUGGACAUCCAAAUGUGGGAGGAGAGGCACAUAUGCUGUUUAAAGAAAACAAAGCAGGUCUGGAACACAAGGAAGAUUUUGUUAUGUAUCUGCCACAAUGAUGACUGUCUACGCCAGAUGGUAUUCAUCUGAACAUCAGCCUGCUUUGGGCAUUUGUUUGUUUCUCCCCGCAAUUAACACAGAGAAGGAAGCAUGGGCAAAGGCGCUUGUUCUCCACCAUCCUCCAUGAGUCGGGAGGCGAAAGUUUGUAGUGGAAAGACUGCUCUACUGCUGUAGGGCUCAGUGUCUGAUUUAGAAGCUACCACGUACCUCAGUGGUAGUGUGUUUGUUUUGAGUGCAGAAGGUCCCAGAGUCAAUCCCUAGCACAGGCAUCCCCAACCUUCGGCCCUCCAGAUGUUUUGGACUACAAUUCCCACCAUCCCUGACCACUGGUCCUGUUAGCUAGGGAUCAUGGGAGUUGUAGGCCCAAACAUCUGGAGGGCCGCAGGUUGGGGAUGCCUGCCCUAGCAUCUCAAGUAGGGUUGACUCAAAUCCUAGAGAGACACAGACAGUGAGUGCAAAUAAUCCUGAGCUAGAUAGACUAAUGGUCUGACUUAAGACAGAUUCCUGUUAUGUGUAUAAAUAAAAUUUUGAUGAUAUGCAAAGGAGCAGAGUAGCUCACAGCUAGGAAGCUAAAUAACUCUUCUAGGUGAUUGAUAGCUUCUUUGUAAAGACUAUACAGUCGUACCUUGGAUUUCGAACGCCUUGGCUCCCGAACAAAUCGACUCCCGAAUGAUCGAAACUGAGAAGUGAGUGUUCCGGUUUUUGAACAUUCUUUUGGAAGCUGAACAUCCGACGGGGCUUACGAGGCUUCCGAUUGGCUGCAGGAGCUUCCUGCAGCCAAUCAGAAGCCGCGCUUUGGUUUCAAAACAUUUUGGAAGUCGAAUGGACUUCUGGAACGGAUUCUGUUAGACUUCAAAUGUACAACUGUACAGACUUCAUAUUCAAAAGAACUUCACUUUCAUAAACAUAUAACUGAGAAGAAUAUAUUUACAGUCUCAUGCUUAUUCAAACAUGGGUAUGUUCUCACUUGAGUUGUAGAUUGAAGUCUUUUUACUUAGACUUAUAAACAAAACUGUUGAGAAUUGCACCAGAGUUUUACCUCACUCAGGCCUUACAGUUUCUUAUGAAGGGUUUGGGGUUGUUAUUUUUACUUUCGCUUUCAGCAGUAUUCUCUUUGCUCCUUUCAGAGAGUUUCUGCACAGGUUUCUCCCUAUUAACAUUUAGGGAUCUUCCUCUGUCUGUUUCACUUCAGACAGAUCACACUGACACAACACUGUCCUCAGCAGUAUCCUGAAAAACCUCUCUCAGCAGCCAUUCUCCUUACACAGAGAAAGAUAAGCAGCAGAAAGCAGUUAAAAACAACAGUUACUGGAAUAACAGUCACAACAGAAGUGGAAUACCUCUCUUGCGUGACUCACAAUCAGCCAAUCACAAGAGAGCUACUGUCGGGCGGGGGGGGGACCCAUGUUAAAAGUACACAGUAAUUUAACACAAGUAAACAUUCCCAUUUCAGGAAAUUGCAUUGUUAUCCUUAACACUUCCUUAGUUCCUAAACACUUUUCAAAUCUACAGCCUAUUGAAUACAAAAAAAAAAAAUGCUUUUAACUGUGGUAUUUUUUGUGGCAUCUGUGCCUGAGAGCCUCCCUACUAUUCCACAGACAAUUAAGGCCCCAUGGGAGGCUAAACUGGGUCUCUAGAUUGUGGCAUGUACCGAAUCCCACUUAAGCCUCCCUAAGUUUGUUUCACUUAAAAGUAAAGUGAAGGUUAUUAAAUAGGAAUUCCAACCUUCAAAAGUAACCAGACUAAAAUAUCUUGUUUCCCCCACUUGCUGUGCCCUUUGGCAAGAGACUCAGGUCAAAUAACUUAAUUAGAAUGAGAUAAUAUUCUGUUUAUCAGGCACAGGAAUGCUAUUUCUGGAUCUAACUGGGAGAUUCCUGAAGUAACCUAUCUUAAAAAAAAAAAAAGGUCAGCAGAAAGAAACCGAGAGUUGUCUCGGUAAUGCUGUAGACAGAAUUGAGUAGGAUUUUUCCAGGAGUGUCAGAGCUCUGCCUUAAUGUGAGGGGUGGAAUUAGAUAGGAAUCAGGAGUUUAGAUCUUGCUUUCCAUACAGCACCGAGGCAGCUGCAUGUUCCAAGUGGAUCUUGGUUCUUGCCCAUUUUGGAAGGAGAAAGUGUUCCAUAUACUCACAGGUCUCUAUCUUCCACACCCAAUAAAGUCCCCUGGAUUAUGGCAAUUGUGUUUAGAUGUCUAGAAGGAGGAAUCUCCAGGUCAGUUCACCCCUAGGGAGAAACCUGAUAUGAAUUGCCUGCAGGCAGCAGUGAAAUCUGCAAAGGUAAAAGGAAGUUUUGUGUCAGAGCUGGAAAAGGAGAGGUGACUCCCAAACUGAGGGAAAUUGCAGCAUCUUAAAAAUAUAUGAGAACUAUAGUUCUAAGAUACUUUAUUUAUUUUUAUUAUUAUUUUGUUAUCCAUUACAAUCCCGUCCUUUCUGCACAUGUCCAUUAUCAUCUUGUUGUCAGCCCUCUUAAUGGCUUUAUUGGCAUCCUGUUUUUGAGUGGAAGGAGCAUUAAAUUAUUGGAAGCCCAAAUUACAAGACACUGUAGUUAGACACAGUUUUCCACAGUACUUCGAUUUCCAGAUUAAGAGCUUCUUUAGCAGUCAUUGACUAAUCUCCAGUGUUAGCCACAUUUGGAAAAGACACAUUGAAAUUAAUGAGCUGAAGUCUACUUUUAAGUAUGACAGACACUCAUUGUAUUUCUGUGUUUCAUUUUUGCUUUGUAUUGUAUUACUUCAGGAACUCAGCUUGACCAAAAUUUCAUUGGGUAACAUAAAUUUCACUGGGUAAAAUUAUCUGAAUUUGCUCGUUGAGGUUGAAACAUGGUAGAAGACAGGGAUAUAAAAAUAUUGUUGCUAUUUUGCUUUGUUUACUUCCGGGAAGACACAGAUAUUUUGGGAGGAAUUCAGCAAAGCGCUAAGCAGAUCCUGGUGGAACGAUCUGCCCUCUCAUUAGUUAUAUCCCACACCAUAUUAUUAUCUUCAGCACCUUAGCAUUUAAAAUUAAAUCUCUCUUUUUUUAACAUCCUGGUAUGUUAUUGACUUGCAGGGGAAUUCAUUAUUGGUCGUGUUAUUAAAGCUAUGAACAACAGCUGGCACCCAGAAUGUUUCUGCUGUGAUAUCUGCCAACAGGUAUUGGCAGACAUUGGGUUUGUGAAGAAUGCUGGCAGGUAUUGUUCAACUUCUUUUGUCUUGACUCUUGACACUGAGCAUUGUAAAUUGAUGGCAAGGUCAUAACGAUUUCAGGGACCCAUGUUAUCAAAAAUAACGCAGUAGCUUAUAAAAUGGUGGCCAACCUUUGGCAUUCUGGAAGCAUAGCAUUAAACAUAUUUCAAAACUAACCAAGACAUCAGUUGCAAACGGGUUUCAUAAAAUCAUGGCUGUUGUAGUUGCAUUCAACUUUCUGGAGACGAAAAAUGCUAGACUCCCCACUGGCCCUACCACCUUUCAUUGAGGGAGUGGCUGUCAAUGAGUGACAUUUGUAUCCUGGAAGUACAGGGCUGGAACCAAAGAACCGUGCAUGGAAGGAUAAUUGCCACGGUUGCUCUGCAAAUUUUUGCAGUGCUAUAAGUAAGUCCCAUGCUUCUGUGUGUGCAAGAGGUUGCGCAAGCAGAACAUUGUCCUUGGAUUUAGUUUUUCUUUUCUUAAGCAAUAGUUUUGCUUGAGAUAUGAAACAGCUCUCGGGUAAGAAGAUCACUUUGGCAUGUGGAAGAGCAGAACCCAGCUUUUAUGCUGCCUCCAAUCUAAAGGUUCUGCAACCAGCAGACCUAAGGAGAUGCUCACAUAAUAUCCAAGAGCUACAAUAUACUUUUAUGGUAUGCGGGUGGCGCUGUGGGUUAAACCACAGAGCCUAGGGCUUGCCAAUCAGAAGGUCACCGAUUCGAAUCUCCGCGACAGGGUGAGCUCCUGUUGCUCAGUCCCUGCUCCUUCCAACCUAGCAGUUCGAAAUCACAAAGUGCAAGUAGAUAAAUAGGUACCACUCAGGCGGGAAGGAAAAUGGCGUUUCCGUGCACUGCUCUGGUUCGCCAGAAGCGGCUUAGUCAUGCUGGCCACAUGACCCGGAAGCUGUACGCCAGCUCCCUCGGCCAGUAAAGCAAGAUGAGUGCCGCAACCCCAGAGUCGUCCACGACUGGACCUAAUGGUCAGGGGUCCCUUUAACUUUACCUUACAAUAUACUUUUAAUAUAUUUAAUCUGAUCAUGAUAUUAGAAGAUCCUAACUCACUGCAGGCUAUAAGCCUUAUUGACCUUCUGCUCUAUAAUGGCAUUCUGAGACAAUUUUCAUAGGCUAUAAUACUGGGUCAGCGCCUACAUCAUUGUUCUGCACCAAAAUAUAGUUUUAGAGCAGUUUUUUAUUGGCAAAAUUUAUGCUUGCACAUGUUAUAUUUGAGAAAUUUAAAGGCAGAGAAUGACUUUCUGUAGGAAGACCAGUAAAAUAACUGUUUUAUGUUAAGGCUUUGUGUGUGUGUUUUGUUAUGGAUUAUUGCUAGUUUCUUUUCUACAAAGCUGAAGCAAAAGCCCUUGUUACAUUUUUGUGGGUUAAAAAUAAAAUACAACCCAGUUAUAGGAACCUGGUUCCUUUUCAUUGCUGUUUCUUCUUUGCUCUCUCUUAGACACCUUUGCCGUCCUUGCCACAAUCGGGAGAAAGCCAGGGGCAUGGGCAAAUACAUUUGCCAAAAGUGCCAUGCUAUCAUCGAAGAACAACCCCUCAUCUUCAAGAAUGACCCUUACCACCCCGAUCACUUCAACUGUGCCAAUUGCGGGUAACAGGAACUGGGUGUUUUUGUUUUUUAAAUCUUUAGAAUGGAAACUUUAGUAUAACAGUAGUUGAUAAUUAAGCGUGAAUGCAAAUACACAAUACUACCACACAUUUACCAGUGAAUAAGAUAUUUAUAAACCUCUUGAAGCCUGGUCCCAAAUAAUUUCCAUUGUGUUCAGUUGGGGUGAGUGUGUGUAGGACCCAUUCUGCACAUACUUUUGCAGACGUAAGUCCCAGGUCAUAUGUGUGCGUAUGAUCACUUUACUUUCCUCAGCAAGACCUUUUUAGCUGGGAAGAAUUUGGUCUAGCUGAGGCUCUGGCUAGUAUAAACUAUUCAGGUUUUUACACUCAACUUGUAAAAUAGCCUACUGAGAUGAGAGGAAUUUGGCUGAGGCACAUGGGCCCUGCUUCUUUAAUUCUCUAAGCAGGAUGUUAAUUUUACUUUUGAGAAGGGUUGUAUUCAUUUUGCCCCAGAUGUAUUUUACCUCAGCAGGAGUUCCGUGAUAUCACUUUGAACAGCCUGCCUUCUGCUGAGUGGACCGUCUACAGAUUUUCACUGGUGCACCAAGCAUUAUUCGCCAUCCCUUUUUGGCGAUUCUCAUUUUGUGCAACAGGAAUCCCCACUUGAAAUGGAUGCCAUGGGGUUUAAAUCUGAAAAAUGGUUUGUUUUCCCAAGGAUCAUUUCAUAUGGCAGCUUUCAUGCUGUUGUAUUUGAUUUUCAGCUGCUGGCUCAACAGUUCCCAAAUAUUUUGCUGCAGGUAUUCAUUCUAGUUUGUAACCAAAUCUAUAAUAAUAAUAAGAAGAAGAAAAUCAUGUUUUCUUUUGCCACUGUAUCCACCAGCUGGAAUGUAUGCCUGUGUUUUCCUUCGCUGUGUCUUCACAUUUCUUUUGGUACCUCCUGAACAGAAAGGAACUUACUGCUGAUGCCCGAGAACUGAAGGGGGAGCUGUACUGCUUGCCUUGCCAUGACAAAAUGGGCGUCCCCAUCUGUGGAGCAUGCAGGAGGCCAAUUGAAGGACGAGUGGUGAAUGCUAUGGGCAAACAGUGGCAUGUGGAGGUGAGCCUUGCGUGUUGCUUGCUGCUGUAAGGAUGGGUGCAACAACCUAGAUAAUAAUAGGUCAGAGAAAGGAGACCUCAAAAUAGGGAAUUCUGUGUAAUUUCGUAGGUUGUGGUAGUUUACUUUUAAAAACAUUCUUUAAGGAGCACAAAAGGGACGUGGGUGGCGCUGUGGGUUAAACCACAGAGCCUAGGACUUGCCGAUCAGAAGGUUGGCGGUUCGAAUCCCCGCAACGGGGUGAACUCCCGUUGCUCGGCCCUGCUCCUGCCAACCUAGCAGUUCGAAAGCACGUCAAAGUGCAAGUAGAUAAAUAGGUACCACUCUGGCGGUAAGGUAAACGGCGUUUCCGUGCGCUGCUCUGGUUCACCAGAAGUGGCUUAGCCAUGCUGGCCACAUGACCCGGAAGCUGUACGCCAGCUCCCUCAACCAAUAAAGAGAGAUGAGCGCCUCAACCCCAGAGUCGGCCACGACUGGACCUAAUGGUCAGGGGUCCCUUUACCUUAAGGAGCACAAAAGAGAACAACAAAAAAGGAAGUACAAAGGAAAAUACCAGAAUAACCCUCAUCUAACCAUUUUAAGAGUUUUACUUAAGGUUUUAUCCAGAGUUUUGCUUUGUGCAAUGUGACUCUCCUUCCUUUCAUUUCCUCACAUGCCCUCAGAAUUAGCUGCAAUGUUCUGGAGCAAACACUUAACUUGCUCCAGUACAGUGAGUUAAGAAGCAAAAAUUAAAUUAUUUGCUCAAGAUCACAUAGGGAUGAAUGCAGGUGAAUUAUCACUACAUAAAACUGAAGGUAACCCAUACUUCUUCCCGCCCCCCUUGCAGCAUUUUGUUUGUGCGAAGUGUGAGAAGCCAUUCCUAGGCCACCGUCACUAUGAGAGGAAGGGGCUGGCGUACUGUGAGACCCAUUACAACCAGGUAUGGCUGCGUCUUGCAUUUUGUACAUUCGGCCAGAGAUGUUUAGUAUGUUAACUCUGAAACUUCCCUUUGUCUACAUUUGUUGUCUCGUAGCAAGUGCUGGUAUGUGUCAAACCAUGUAGAUUUGACAUUCAAUGGAUAUACAGCAUUUUAUGAGGUAAAAAAAAAAAAUUUUGAACAACAAUUUGCUUGUAAAGCUUCUAAUUCCAUGAUAGCCUACCUUUAAUAGGCAAACUUUUAGAUUGGAAUAUCUCCCCCCCCCCUUUUUUUUUUUAUUGGUUCUUCACCUCAGAAACAUAUUUGGAGACCUGGUUUAAAUUUGAAGCUGGAAAACUAUAUUGCACAUUUGCAAUAUUUUGCACUGUGGCAAUCCAAUCUGUGAAUUCAAAUGCAUGUGUGUGUUUGUGUUUAUUUCAGCUUUCGUUACACAUAGAAAUCAUUUUUUUUCUGGUUAAUUACCGUAUUAGAAUUAUCAUAUAAAAUAUAGACUAAAAUAUUCAGAAUGCAGUCAUUUUUUUAUUUCAGCUUGUUUAAAACUUUCCCAUCUGAGGUUUGUGUGUGUGUGUGUGUGUGUGUGUGUGUGUUUAUCGUGUUCAUAGGUCCUAUUGAUCCUUUCACAUUUCCAGUGAUCUUUAAUAAAUUAUUACUGAGUCGUUGAAGUUUAAAGACUCCUUUCCCUAUUAAUAGCUUUUUGUGUGUGCGCUUGUUUUUAACAGCUGCCAUCGUAAAGAUGUAGAGUACUGCAUGAGAACCUAUUGUGAAAUCCUAGACUGUGCAUUGUGCUCACUUUAAACUGGGCACUGUUUAAGAGUGCACCGCCAAGUGGUCACUUGGGGUUAUAGCUCAGACCACACACUACACGCAGAAGGUGCCAGGUCCAACCUUUGGCGUCUCCAAAUCAGGCUCGGAAAGACAUCUGUCUUGUUGGAGAGCCAGUGGCAGUCAGUAUAGCAGACAGCACUGAGCUAGAGGUCUGACUUGGUGUAAAACAGCUUCUUGUAUUCCUAGCUCAGUUGGUAGAGCAGGAGAUUCUUAAUCUCAAGGUCAUGGGUUCAAGCCCCAUGAUGGUCAAAAGAUCAUGCAUUGCAGGGGGUUUGACCGGAUGACCCUUGUGGUUGCUUCCAACUCUACAAUUCUAUUUCUAUAUCUGAAUGUGUUGGCUCCAGUUCCUGGCCCCCUUCUUCCCCAGCUCCCCUGGGGGUUGAGGGAUCCUGCUGAAUGGGGCAGGCCAUGACACAAGGGUCCAAGAGGAGCCCCGAAUAUCUGGUAGAGGGGGAAAUGGGGAUUUCACCUUAGCCUCCUGUACCACGGCCCACUUCACUCAUCAGGGUCCCUCAAGGGAGCAUUUUGGGGGGGGGCUGCAGGAGGGAGGAGGAAAGUCAGCUUCCACAAACACCAUUGAAGGCAUAUUUCUCUCAAUCCAAACUAGUGUGUGUAGCUUCUUUUUUAAACAAAUCAACUUAUAAUUACUUAAGAGAUUUCCCCUCCCCCUACUUAAUCUGUUCUGCUAAUGAGAAAACAUAUGUUUUUAAUAUGUCCCAACUGCUGAUUUUCAUUUUCUAAAGUUUUAUGAAUACUUGCAUGACUAUGGAAUAUUUCCCCCAUUUCCGCAGCUCUUUGGUGAUGUUUGCUUCCACUGUAAUCGUGUGAUUGAAGGAGAUGGUGAGUCUCUGUGCAGAUGCACUUGUGUCUUCAUUUCAGGGUUUUUUAAAAAAUAAUAAUAAUAAUAAACCCACUUAAUACAAGUGAUUUAAGAAAGGAGAAGCACACUGCAGGAUAACAGUUGAAGUUGAGUUCAAAAUAAAAUACUCAAAAUGAAAUACUCAUGAUGCUAAGCAUGAGCCUGAAAUAUUAUUUCACGAAACUGUUUAGGCAUUGAUAGAAGAAGAAGAAGAGGAGUUUGGAUUUGAUAUCCCACCUUUCACUCCCCUUCAGGAGUCUCAAAGCGGCUAACAUUUUCCUUUCCCUUCCUCCCCCACAACAAACACUCUGUGAGGUGAGUGGGGCUGAGAGACUUCAGAGAAGUGUGACUGGCCCAAGGUCACCCAGCAGCUGCAGGUGGAGGAGCAGGGAAUCAAACCCAGAGUUCACCAGAUUAGGAGACUACCGCUCUUAACCACUACACCACACUGGCUCCCUGCAGGAUAACAGGGUUUCCAAGUCAGCUUAUAGUCAGAAAACAGCAAUCACAAAAUAUAGUGAGGCAAAUGAAAGUGGACUUGAUUUGAAAGUUCUCAGAUAGAUAGAUAGAUAGAUAGAUAGAUAGAUAGAUAGAUAGACUGAUUUAAUUUCUUAUACUGUCCUUCAUCCAAAGCUCACGGGUGGUUUACAAUUUAGCAACACAAAACUACAUACCAUAAUAACAAACAAAAACACAAUUUGUGGUUUAGACCACAGAGCCACCCGCGUCCCUAUUGUGUAAAUAAUAUGCAGUUUCAAACAACAUAAUAGUGAUUUCAAAGACAUUGCUGUGGAACAUGGGUGGCUCUGACCACUGAGCCUCUUGGGCUUGCCGGUCGGAAGGUCGGUGGUUCGAAUCCGCGUGGCGGGGUGAGCUCCCGUUGCUCAGUCCCAGCUCCUGCCAACCUAGCAGUUUGAAAGCACACCAAUAGGUACCAUUGCGGCAGGAAGGUAAACUUGUGUUUCCAUGCACUCUGGUUUCCAUCACAGUAUCCCAUUGUGCCAGAAGCAGUUUAGUCAUGCUGGCCACAUGACCCAGAAAACUGUCUGUGGACAAACGCUGACUCCCUUGGCCUGAAAGCGAAACGAGUGCCGCAACCCCAUAGUCGCCUUUGACUGGACUUAACCGUCCAGGGGUCCUUUACCUUUUUUACCUUACCUGCCAUGGAAUUCCGAUAAAUAUCAUCUACUCUGUCGCUGGUAAACAGACGGCUAAUCCUGUCAUUUCUCCUCUUUCUCAGUUGUGUCGGCAUUGAACAAGGCAUGGUGCGUGAACUGCUUCGCGUGCUCUACUUGCAACACUAAGUUAACACUCAAGUAAGUUUAUCAGAUGUUCAUGAUAAUACAUGAAGCGGUGAUGUGGCCAUGUUUGUACAUGAUGUCAAACCAUGGUUGGUUUAGCGCCGCAGCGUGGCUUGUUUCUGCAGGUUAACACGCCCUGGAUAACCAUUGUUUGUUUGCUGCCGGCGAUGUUGCUGAACUCCCAUCAUCCCUGAACACUGGCUAUGUUAGCUGGGCCUGAUGGGAAUUGGAGCACAGGGUUCCUUCAUUGUAGUAGUGUGCUUUUUGUCUUUUGUGAGUCGCCCUUAGAGACUUCGGCUAUGUGUGGAAAUGGGGAAGCCCUUGAUGGUGUCUCACACCUGCAUUGAUGAAGCCAUUAACGAUGCAGCCUCUGCCAAGUGACAGGGACACCUUUUCCUAUUAGUACAUUUACUACUUUAACUCUGUUUCUGUUUCCUGCUGAAUUCUCCUUGGUUUUGCUUCACCUGUAUCUUGAUUCUAUCCUGUUCUCUCCUCCGUUCCUUCUUUUCCCCACCCGUGAAGGGACAAGUUUGUUGAAAUCGAUCUCAAACCUGUCUGCAAACACUGUUACGAGAGAAUGCCGGAAGAAUUUAAGAGGAGGCUCGCCAAACGGGAGCGAGAAGCAAAGGAUAAAGACAAACACAAAAAGAAAAAGCCUGUCUGCCUGUAAACAUGCUCUCUUCCUACCUCCCAGCAACUGCGCUCCUUCCUUUCUUCCUUUCGGUCAGUUUUAGGGAGUUCUCUUCUUUUUAGCUUUCAGGGGCAAGAAACCUUUUGCUGCCCCUUGCCUUCUGGGCAGUUUUCCAAGGGGCACAUAUCAGUGGUGGGUGGCCCAAGAGGCAAAAGUAGGUGGGACUAUGAAUGUCUACUUUACUUUUAUACAGCAGGCGUGGUCCUCCAAUGAACACCACACAAAAGGGCAACUUCAUUCUGAGUAACUGGACUAAUUUUAAUAAUAAUAAUAAUAAUAAUAAUAAUAAUAAUAAAUUUUGUUUAUACCCUGCCCUCCCCAGCCAAGACUGGGCUCAGGGCAGCUAACAACCAAUCAUAAAAACAAGUUGAUUGAAAUACAACUUAAAAAACAAGAUUAAAAUACAACAUUAAAACAUUAGGAUGCAGUCUCUUCACAGGAGAAAGGAAAAAGAAAGAGGGGGAGGGAAUCAAACUGAUUCUAAGCCAAAGGCCAGGUGGCUUACAGGCCCUGCAGAAAGAAAUCAGAUCCUGCAGAGCCCUGGUCUCAUGAGGCAGGGCGUUCCACCAGGCCGGAGCCAGUGUUGAAAAGGCCCUGGCUCUGGUUGAGGCUAAUCUAACUUCCUUAGGGCCCGGGACCUCUAGGGUGUUGCUAUUUAUGGACCUUAAGGUCCUCCGUGGGGCAUACCGGGAGAGACGUUCCCGUAGGUACGAGGGUCCUAGGCCGUGAAGGGCUUUAAAGGUCAAAACCAGCACCUUAAAUCUGACCCUGUACUCCACCGGGAGCCAGUGCAGCUGGAAAAGCACUGGGUGAAUGUGGUCCCAUGGCAGAGACCCCGUGAGGAGCCUCGAUGCAGCAUUCUGCACCCGCUGGAGUUUCUGGGACAUGCAAGUCCUUUGUCCCCAAAACACAUAUGGAGCUCUCUAGGUGACAUACUCUUCUAGCGCUGAUGUUUGUUUUGUAUUUGUGUCUAUUAGAACAUAGCUAUUGAGGCUGAGGUGACAGGCAACUUGAACAUAUCUAUCCCAAGGCAUUUGAAAAUAUUUAUCCCAAGGAAGUUCCCUGGGAACAAAGAUAGUGGGUGGUAGUCAACAAAGUUUUACUUAGACUAGACCUCUGGAAAGUAAUGGACCUAACUCAGUCAUAUUCCUUAAUUCCAGUGAGCCUGCUCUGAGUAAAAUUGAGUUGAAUACCACCCUGUGCACCCACAGAGCAAAGUUUUGCCACCCCUUUCAUAGGAUACUGUUAGACCAGGGAACUUCUUGCAGAAGCACCUCUACAGUUUGUACACCAAGACAGGAAAAGUGUCUUCCAUCAUUGUGACCACCUCUGAACCUGAUAAGAAAUAAUGGCAAUCUGUGGAUUCAAGAUUUCCCCAACAACAUUUUAAAUGGAUUCAUAAUAAUGAUUUUAUUUUUUUUAAAAAAAAACAUGGUUCAUCCUUAAGAGUGACUUUAGGUGUGCAUUUUGGGGAGUCAGAGCCAUAGCUUUUACAAGCAACAUAACAUGUCUGACUUUUUUUUAUUAAAAAAAUCACUUUUUAAAGACACCAUCUGUGUGAAUGCUGCAGAGCACUAUUCUGUGCUGCACAGAAUAUAAUUAUAAGUGAGGUGGCAAUCACUAUUUUUGCCUGCACUUCUUUCUUUAUGCGGGGAGGGGAGCGAGCAAGACGCCCAGAAGCAUAAACUAAUACAGUGGUACCUCUGGAUGCAAACAGGAUCUGUUCCGGAGCCCCGUUCGCAUCCUGAAGCGAACGCAACCCGCGUCUGCGCCUGACGUCAUUUUGAGCACAUGUGCGAGCGGCAAAACCUGGAAGUAACACAUUCUGUUACUUCUGGGUCGCCGCAGAGCGUAACCUGAAAACGCUCAACCUGAAGCAUAUUUAACCCGAGGUAUGACUGUAAAGAUAUGUGUGAAACCGCCCUAAGACACCCACUUUCCCCUCAGAUGUGGGAAUUUAAAUUAUGAUUCCUUAGAGGACUAGUACAAAUCCUUGUCUUUAUAAAAAAAUUUCCAAAAGUAAAAAUAGUGUAACCUACACUCAGUUUGGGGUGGUGGUAAUUUAUAUAUAAAAUUAGUUUCCAGCAAAACCUAUGAAAAGAUUAUUAUUUGCGUUAAGACUUUGUUCUUUCCCCACUACCCCCCCUUUUUUGUUCAUUUUAGAAACAAGUUUGUGGAAUUUGAUAUGAAGCCUGUCUGCAAGAAGUGCUAUGAGAAGUUCCCACUGGAGCUCAAGAAGCGACUGAAGAAAUUGGCUGAGACGUUGGGAAGAAAGUGAGGUCCUCCUCUCCAGAUCUCAUCUUGCUGUGCAAAGUUUAGGAAGUGAUAUUACAGACUUAUUUUUGUUGAGUCUAUGAAACCUAAGUGCAAAAAAAGGAGAGUAUUCCUCUGCAUGACUAGCUUCAUAUUAAAAUGUUUGCCUCGCUACCUUGACAGUAUACCUCUAAAAACCUCUUUACAUGUUAUGUAACCUCAUAUCCAACCAUUUAAAUUCUGAAUUUUACACGUAUCUAAAUUUGUAGAUAUAUACAUUGUAUAUUUGCUUAGUAAGGGGCAACUGAUAAAGGUCCCAGUUGGUGCUGAAUAGCCUAAUAAUUUAACAUAUCUAGCAGAUCGCCUCACCAAAUAGACCAAACCUCAUUUUACACUAAACUCCGGCAUAGUAUGUUUUGCCAUGCAAGCGAAGCACAUGGUUCAAGCAAAUACCCUGAGGCUGAAAUUCUGUACAGACUUACCCAGGAGUAUGUACCAUUGAAUUAUGUGGGACUUCUGAGUAGACAUAUGUAGGAUUGCACAGCUAAACCCAACAAGAGUGUUUGGCUGGAUCGUGGUAGUAGAAUUGAAUUGCUUCCGACACACAGACAUUCUUGGACUUGAGUUGAAUGUCUUCUACUAGUGUUCUUGUGGCAUAAGUGAGGGAUUAGAGGAUUCUAGCUGAUGAAGUACCUUUUCCUUUGCUGUGAGCCCUCAUAUACACUAAAAAUUAUGAGUCUAAUGCACACACUUCAUGUUUUUGAGGCAAGGAGUUAUUGUUGCUUGAAGUCUGUUUGUGAACUAAUGAGAAAUGACAUUCACAUUUUUUAAGCCCUGAGGAAAGCUUUAAAAAACAAAACGAACUAGCAUUCUCAGCAUUAGAAGUCCAUAUUCUGCCAGGAAGCCUUGUUGAUCAUGCCUGCUAACUUACCAGAAAGAACUCUAAAUAUCCAAGACUGCAGUCUUAGAUCCACUCAUCUGGAAGUAAGCCCUAGUGAACUGAGUGGGUCUUACUUUUGAGUAGACGCAUCUAGAAUUGCAUUGUAAAUUACAGAGAUUCCAUUCUUCACAGCUCCUUGGAUGUGAACCAUAACGAAGCCUAUACAACAAAUGCUUUGUUCGGAGAUUAAUAGCGUUUGUAAUUAAUUGGUGUGAGCAGAGUCUUGGCUGUAGUUCUCAAAGAACUACAGAAAGACAACUCUGGAAUGCAUCAUUUGAAGACUGCAGCUCAGAGCUGGAAACAGCAGCAUAAUAGUUCUAUAUCGCGAGAAAUAUGUCUACGCAGAGCUACUUGAAUUUUGUGGAAUCCUUCUAUGUAACAGAAAUAUUCCUCUGUGCUUUUGUAUUUCAUUUCCUUCUUGUGCCUUAUUCUGCCAUACUUAAGCAAUAUUAGUCAAAUAUGUACCCUUUGUAUACUGUUAUUUUGUAUUUUUAUGCAGAAAAUAUAUGCCCAGUAUUUGAAAAGGUUAAGCAUUUUUAAGAUUUGGUUUUUUUCUAAUGAUGGAAGAUGCUUGAGUUUUUCAAAAACACUUUUUCCGACUCAGCUUAGUUAUUUUAAAAUAGUAUCUGAAAUAGAAAUCUGAAAGCAUCCCGGUUCCAACUGAAUGCCUGUUGUGCCACUAGGUCAAUAAAAUACACUGUUAACUACUUGCAA
Podarcis lilfordi (Lilford's wall lizard) is the source of this 73509-nucleotide messenger RNA. NCBI's taxonomy places the organism in Eukaryota, Metazoa, Chordata, Lepidosauria, Squamata, Lacertidae. The record is from the annotation of a GenBank genome assembly.